AAUGAACAAGCUGUAUAUUGGAAACCUCAGCGAAAACGUAAGCCCCCCGGAUUUGGAAAGUCUCUUCAAGGAGUCAAAGAUCCCUUUCACUGGCCAGUUUCUGGUCAAGACUGGAUACGCGUUCGUGGACUGUCCUGAUGAGAAUUGGGCUAUGAAGGCCAUCGACACCCUCUCAGGUAAUCCCACUGGGAGAGGGAGGCAGGUAGAGGCUGCAAUCCCCCCCCUCUUCUGCCCUGUGCCCCCCACACCCCCUUUGGCCUCUAACCUGGCACCCUGCGCAAGAAGGGUGUGCGCCCCCAACUCUGCUGACCUGGGAGGGUCAUUUAAAGCACUGAGCCUGCAAAGGGCAUCAGGUUGUACAACGACCUUCAACCCUGUCUGACUACUUUUUAUUUUAAGGUUCUAAUUUGCAAAUAACGUAGAGUCUACACUAGUGCAUGGAGGGGGAGUACACGCAGCCAUUGCUAAAGCUCGCUUGCCCCUGGGGUGUGUUGUGAGUGCAUGCUGUUGGUAGUGGUGGGGCUGUGUGUGUGCAUGCAAACUGGAGUCCUUUGGGUGGAUAUACGGGGUGAGCCUUGUUGUGAGUGAAGUGUACAAGGGCACUUCGUGAUCACACGCAGAGUGGGGGGUUGGUACCCCUCGGGAUCCUCUACAUCCAGGUGCUCUCAACGGCUCAUUAACUCCCAAUUCCGGUCACUUUGCUCGUUGAACCCACACCCAUUGCCUUGCACGCUAAAACAAACCGUGGCGUGGGUGGUGGCCCACUCUGUGCACCACGUUCCACGCACGGCCGUGGGAUAGAACGCUGGCUCUUCCUACGUGUUCUAUUUCGAAGCUCUGCAAGGGUAGGUAGUUUGCGGCUUCUACAGGGUUAACCUCCUUUUUUUAAUGAGUGUACCCCUUAUCGCAAGGUAUUGACACCCACGCGUGUUUAUAAUAUGUAACCGAGAUGGUAGGGGGAGAGAGGCUGGCUGCAUUCUUUUUGCAUGUGAUAACCCUGCUUGGUGCUGGGGAAUAACUAUAGGUACUCUGCCUUACUACAGGGUGAGUGAUCACUCUUGGCUACCGUGAAACAUGUCCCGUUGCCGAAACCAUGAAAACAUUCGUGUUCUAGUGAGGAUUUAGCAGCUCUUUCCACUCAUUUGAGGUUUUUUUUUUUUGUUUUGUUUUUUGAUAUAUGCAAUUAGGGCAUUCUUUAAGUCGGGGUGCAAAGAUCCAUAGGGGCUCAUUCAUAAAAAAAAAAAAAUGUUAUCUACACGCGUAAACACGCACAUGACUCGAUCACGAGCCUCGGCUGCACACUAUCCAUCAAGGGACAGCUGCUCUGAUCCACAUGCUAUCGAGGAUUGUCUUAGAAAAAGUGCAGAAGCUCUAUUUUGCAACUAACACAGCUGCCCAGUACCUUACUAUACCCACUCAUUCUCUUCCACCCAUGACCAAACACCCCCUCCAUCUCUGCGCCUAAAUUAUUCAUUAUUUCAUUGCUGAUCUCACACUAGCUGCUACUUCCUUUUAGAAGACCUCUGCUUAUUUUAUCCUUAAUAUCAUUCAGACCAUCAUUCACGUGUGUGUGUGUGUGUGUGUGUGUGUGUGUGUAUAUAUAUAUAUGUAUGUAUGUAUAUAUAUGUGUGUGUGUGUAUAUAUAUAUAUAUUAAUAUUAAAAUCAUGGCUGAUGCAUAAUUCUAGAUCUAUGGGGGUUGAUAAAAAUAGCUUUACCCUCUCAAUUGGAUGGAAACAUGUUGCUUUUUUUGGCCUUUAUCAUCCUUCUAAUAGGGAGUAAGAUAAAUGGUAUCGAUUUGUACUAUGAAUACCCCAGUAACUCUAAUUCCCAUUUAUUUUCUUUACAGGGAAAGUUGAAUUGCAUGGCAAAGUUAUAGAAGUUGAACAUUCAGUACCUAAAAGACAGAGGUAAUUUUAUUUUUUUCCUUCAAAUCGGUGGGUGUUAAGGUGUGUUUUAAGAUUUAUAGUUUUACUACACUUGUUUAUAUUUAACUUUUUUUUUUUCAAAUCUAUAUGCAAAUUGGGUUCUUAAUUUCCUUGAUUGAGAGUAAACCCCUUAUUUGGGCAUGUGUUAAUGCAUUAACAUUUAGAAUUUUUCCUUGGCAUUUUCAUCCUCUUGUCUGACUGUUGGGAUUGUAUGUUUUGGUAAUAAAUACAAAUCUUUAUUAUCUGUCCCAGGUUAUUCUUUAACUUGAUAAAUAUGGAGUAAUAUUAUUUUGGUAACUUUUCUUAGAUUUCUUGGAUUGAACUUUAACCCACAAGGGCCUGCAAUCCAAACACGUGACUGACUCCAUAUUUUUCCUGUGUGCUUUUUAAAUGUAUAUUUUAUCAGCUUUCUUCUAUAGUACACAUCUUUAGUGUGCUUGCAUGUUAUUAUACACACAGUGUUGUGUAUUUGUCUUAUAUUUGCUCCUCUUAUUCUCUAUCCAGAUAGUUUACUGUAAAUUAAUAAAUACUUGUUUUAACAUGCAAAUGUUUAUUUUUUUAAACUUAAAAAAAAUGCAUUACAGAAGCUGCUAAGUAUUUUUUUUUUUUUCUCCCCUCCCUGCUCUUACUCUAUGCCCCCAUGCUGUGGAAGUUGUUUUCCUAUGGCCUAGCUUUUCUGUAGGCUGGGCCUCACUUGUAACUUGCUGCCAUUUUGAGGCCCAACUGGGAUACUAUUGAUUGUAACUCUACAUGCCUCUUUUGAAUUACUCCAUUGGUAGAUCCUCUCACGAUAUCAGAAGCAAGAGCUAAAUAUUGUGGGAAGUAAAAAGUAAAAUAUGGCCCUCAAAGUAAACAAAUAAAAUAUUUUUAUAUAUAUAUAUAUAUAAAAUUUAAGAAAAUGAAAAGCUUUUAAUUUUUAUAUUUCCUAAAACAUAUGUAGAAACUCAUUUGUUGUUUUACAAUUUAGCUAUGUUUUGUAUGGUUGCAAUAUCUUGUCUGUAUAUUGCUUACAGUUUGCAAUGUUACUUUUAUUUUAUCAUUCCCACCCCCCCGCCCCCCCAACACCAUUUAAAAAAUAAAUAAAAUAAAAAAUGGUUUAAAUGUUUUAUAUAUAUAUUAUUAUUUUUUUUUUUUUUAAACAUUCCCCGCCUCCCCCCACAUAUGUUUGAUGCUUAGUGUAUGGAUGUCUUUGAUCCUAAAUUUAUAUAUUAUUUUUUUUGGUCCCUUUUUGUCCCCUUUAUAUAAAAUGUACUAGCAUUUAUACCAAAUUAAGUUAAAUAGCAAAGUGUUUAAUGAACUUGUAUACAGAUGACCAAGGACACUUAAUAUAUUUUUGUGUGUAUGUGUAUUACAAUAUUAAACUAUAGGUAAACUUUGAGGUAGUGAGAUUGUUUUUGUUUAUUUCAAAGGAGUUUUCUUCCUCUCCCUAAAAAUGUUGGAGGGGGCAAAUUAAUUGUUUUGUUCUUUGCCUGCUUUAUCUACACACUAAACGUGUACUGAAUGGGUUAAUUAAUGUGUGGGUGGUAGGAAAAGUAUUUGUAAGGUAAAUGUAUAUACCCAGUUAAAGCACACCCACCCACCCUGCUGUUUUGUUGAAAAAAAAUAAAUCCAGCGGGCCACGGCAGGCUUUUCUGUUCUAUAUUUCCCCCUCCCCCUCAAAUGUGCAGUUUUUAUUCUGGUUUUGGGUGACCCUCAUCGUUUAGCUGCUAAUAGAGGACCAUGAUUUGAUUAAAGUAAUGAAUUAAAAGUUUUGGUCCCAUUUUACCACCUCCCACCAUUAUAUGCAAUAAGGACUAAAUAAAUAACAUACUUGCAUAAUGUGUUUUUGUAAAUGCAUAUAUAUCCCCUCCUACAACACCCUCAUCACUUUAAUUCUUGCAGAAACCAUUCAGGCAGUGCAUUAUGGGUUCAGAGAAGGGGGUUGGGGGGUUGGGAAUGUACAAUCUAUAUCCUUUCAUGUAAGGGAGGGUCAAAAGGUGGUGUCAGUUAGGGUUGCCAUAAAGUUGCUGCUGCAUUCUGAUAGCCAAUCAUUGCAAACUGUGCUUGAUUUGUUAUGCAAAGUAAAAUUCUUAGGCCAAGUAGUCACUGUUUUCCAAACCAUGUUGGGACUUCUAGAGAUCUAAGAUGGACACUCCCACAGUGCUGGGAUGACCUUUAUACCUGCUGUGAAAGACAGGAUGGGAAUAUAGGGAUGCAGGAGACUUAGUGAAGCAUUAAAAGAAGCUGUAGGAAAGAAAUAUUGGUCUGGCCAGGGCUUUCCUGAUACUAGGAGAGGCAUAGUGUCUGCCUGGGGGAGGGUAGAGUAGUGGAACAGGACUUGAAGCCUACUGUUGGCUCAUGGUUACCAUAUAGAAGUCUCUAGAGAUUAUCAUAGGAAUGCAGUAGUGGUUUUUUUUUGUGUGUGUGUUUUUUCUUCUCCUCUCUAGCUGUGUUGUCCUUAAUGAAUUCUAGAUGGCGAUUUUAAAAUUCUAUACAAUUUAUUAUAUUUAUCUUCUACUUAAAGCAAUAUUUUUGUAAUGAAAUCUGCAAAUUUUCUAGAAGUAACCCGUUGAAAUGUUUUGUGUAGUUACACAAAACCACAAGUUACAAGAACAAAAUAUGUCCUCUCAGAAUUUUGGCAUUGAUAAACCUAAAAAAGUGUAUUCAUAUCCUGUAAAUUUAAAGGAUGUUUCUUGUCCUAAUCAGCUACAAAGUUUAACAAUUCACACAGCAACAUAUUUUAUCAUAAACAGUAAAAUUUUGUGUUCUAAAUCUUUUAGCUAAUGUGACUUUUUUUUUUUUUAUAUUUGACUGGGCAAUUUUUAUUUAUUUAUUUUUUUCUCUUACAAGCACUGCAAAAUUUACUGUACAUUUUCACAAGAAAGUUCUAUUUAUUAACCAUUUCAAUAUUGUACAGCUUUGAAAUGUCUAUUGCCUAAUUUUAUUCUUGUUGAACUCAUCCCAUACCUACAAGUGAAAGAAUCAUCCAGUUUGCUUCCUGCAUACUAAAUAUAUAUUUGCCUGUGACACCACAUACUUACACGCUAGAGGGAUCUCCCAACUAGAUUCAAAGCCCACAUAAUUGAAUUUUGAAAUACAUUCCCGCCCCCAGGCAAAAAUUAGAUGCUUAUAUAUUAUUUGUUUAUAUUCACCUUUUACCAUGCCAAGGCUGUCAAUCUUUAAAAAAUAAUGUCCCAACACUUUUCUAGUAUUCCAAAUAUGUCUGGUCAUAUAUGCAUUCUGCACAUGUAAAAAAAAAAAAAAUUAGGAAAACAAUUCUGUACUUUGGUUACUAAUUACCUAUUUAUCAAAACGUUUUGGUUGGACUUAGUGCAAUUGUUUGCAUCCUAGUACUGUUGGUGUUCCUAGUGGUGUAGUUGCGUAGGGCACCAAAGUAAACUGAGGGUAACCAUGUUAUUCUCCAUUUGGUGUAAAAAAAAAUAAAAUAAAAAAAAAAGCGGAUCGGUUAAACAUUCUUUCUUUACCACCUUGUGUAUUAAUUUUUGCUUACUUGUGCAAGCUGGAUCGAUUUGGAACCCUCCCACGAUUGAGAUACAUUCCAGUUUACUGACCACUAGCAGAAAAAAAAAAAAUGUUAGACUUCUUUCCACUAUUGUCCCCCCAAAACAUUUUCCUCCUCUCACCUCUUAUGGUCUUGCCAUAAUAUGAGUUGUAACAAGGUUGAUCUACAAAUAAACCAGUUUUCUAAGUGCUGGUGUAGUUUGAUCUGUGCCACAUGCCACUCAGAAUUAUUGCCGUUUAUCUCUGCAGUAAUUUAACAAAACCACUGACAUUAAAAACAAGUACUUAUGUCUUUAUCAUACUAGUCUGAGUAAUUGCAUUAUUUGCGUGGCCUUACUUAAACAUGCAGGAAGCUGUUCUGUGUUGCAUUCUUCUUACUGAUUUGCAGGGUUUACCAUAUCUCUUAUAACCUUAAAGGGACACUCCAGGGACCCAGACCACUUCUGCCCAUUGGAGUGGUCUGGGUGCCAACUCCCAUCAUCCUUACCCCUGCAAGGUAAUUAUUGCAGUUUAUAAAAACUGCAAUAAUUACCUUGCAGGGGUAAGUCCUCCUCUAUUGACUAUCAGACCGUCACUAGAAGGAUUUCUGACUUCUUAAAACAGUGUUUUAAAUUGUUGGACGUCAUCACGCUAUGCAUUGAUGCGUAUUAGGUCUCCUCUCCUGGCUGACGUCGGUAGGGGAGAAGCGUGGGCGGAGCCUGACCCAGCGCCGAGGGAAAUGCACUAUCUAAUGACUGGAGAUCGGUCCAGUCACAUACAUGUUAGUGUGUAAUCUAUGUAUCUAUUUUUUUUUUUUUUUUUUAUAGAAAAUAGAUAAUACGUUGAUCUUGAGGAAGACCCGAACGGGUCAAAACGUUGAUCGGAUUAUUGUAAACUUGUGAUUAGUGAUUUCGCGAACGGUUUGCGACAUCUCUCCUUGUGAUGUAUUAAAUACCACUAUGUAUGUAUGUAUUCAAAUUUUUUUUUUUUUUUUUUUAAGAGUUGAGGUAGAUUCUGUAUUGGUGCCCAAUAGAGCAUAAGAAAUUUUAAAAUAUAACCCUGUUUGACAUGCAGCUAAGAUGGAAGAAACCAGUCUUUUAACCAAUCAUACAGAGUUAUUUUUAUGUUGUCAUUCAUUAAAUGUUAACUUGCUUUAGAUGUUAUCUCCUGCUCUGUAAAUUGACUUUGCAAACAGGAGGCUCCUGCAGGGUCUAGUAGGCUAUUAACAGAUAGUGAGAGAAGAAAUUCUUAACCCAUUGUACAGCGCUACGGAAUCUGAUGGCGCUACAUAAAUAACGAAACAGAAUGUGCAAUAAAGGAAGUGUAAACAUUAGAUCACUCUUUACAGGAAGCACUUAAUAAGGCUGUGUAAGUUAUGUUCUGAGAGGUGUGGCUAGGGCUGCAUAUAGAAAGUGAUUUAACUCCUGAAUGAGAACUGAGCAGUGAGACUGCAGGGACAUGGUCUGUACACCAAAGCCACUCCAUUAACCAAAAGUUGUGGAGCAAAUAUAGUGGCCCUUUAAUGAUUAUAAUCUCAUCCCUGAUCAAUUACCUUUUUAUUUUUCUGCUUGUAUUGGAUCUUGAUAUCUUGAUCUUGUGGCUAUUUUUUAAAUUAUUUAUUUAUUUAUUUUUUAUUCUCCCCUCUCUGUUUUCCCUAAUGUGGGAUUCAUUUUGCUGAUGGGUGGUGGGUACAAUUAAAUGGUAACUAAAACAAAUCUUGCUUAAAGGGUUACUCCAAGUAAUAUGACCACUUCAAUGAUUUGAAGUGGUCAUGGUGCCAUAGAGAGAUUAACCACUGUGCUGUUGGAGGUGUAAAUCCAACUCUGGGUUGCCAUUAACCAGCCACUAGAUAUCUAGGCUAGCUAAUAUCCGUUCUGUGCUCCUUUUGUUGCACACAAUGAGUCAUUGACGGAGUGCAGUCAGAGGACGCUCUGUCAAUGAAUGCCAACCCCCAAGGCUUCUGCAGCUCUGCAGAAGUAUGUCACUGGACCACCAGGGAGCAUUGGAGCCUGUUGCUGGAUAUUUUGCAGCAUUAGUGUGGAACCAGUACAGGGUACUCCUCACAUCAUAACCACUACAGUGUGCUAUGCUGGUUGUGAUUCUUGGAAUAAGCCUUUAAGCGCUGCGCAUUGUUUGGUCAACUAUACUGCUAUAACCAAGUAAAAGUAGUUCCUACCAUACCUUUUAUGUAUUUUGUGAAUGGAAAAAUAGAAAUAUAGAUAUUACGUUAAUUGGUAUUGUUACUGUAUUGUAAUUUACACUUUGUCCAAGCGAAAGCACAUUUUAUGCCCAGAUAAAUAGUAUGGCAGCCUAAUUCUGUGCACUUCUAUAUUGUAAGCUCUUGUGAGUAGUGUCCUAUUGGUCCUGCUGCAUUUUGUAAUUGUCUCACUUUUAUAUAUUUUUCCUCUUUAUAAUAUUGUAAAGUGAUGCGAUCUAAGUUGGGAACUAUAUAAAUACAAAUUUUACUGUAUAUUGCAUAUUAUAAAUACCUGAAUCCACCUUCCCCCAAAUAUCCCUAUCUGCGCAUACACAUUCCAUAUUCAGUAGGACAUUAUAUUGUCUGCAGAUUGUUGAAUUGCAACUCCAUCCCUACAUCCUGAUGUAAUGGCUACAGUGCCAUUGGGCCCAUUGCACCAUCCUCCUGUUCAUUAUUAAACUAUUGUUGAGCUUUUUGACCAAAUCCAAUAGUCACCCAGAGUUUGCCUGCCUCCUGCUAAUGUAGAAAUUCCACUUCAGUGUUGGCAAAUCUCAAUUUCAUCUAUAUUGAUCUCAUUUACAGGCAGAGCUGCUCUGUGGAAACAUGGUUAGGGUGCUUAGACUACUCUUCUUAAAUACGCUUUACUAUAGUUUGACCCAUUGUAACAAAAAUCCUUUUCUCUUUUUUUUUUUUUUAAAUAUUCUGCCAUUUUAGCAAUCUGUUUUUACCUUGGUAAUUUCUUGCAUGGCAAAGAAUGAGUUUUUUUUUUUUUUUUUUUUUUUUUUCUUUGAGGUUGUGUAAAAUGCACCUUAAACUUCCUAACCCUGUAUAAGGUCCUAGUCACUGGUUAGGUGACUUACUCUCUAAAGGGUAAAUAGCCAUUUUAGUUCUGUCAAAUCAUGCAACACUUCUCCCUCCAUAUUUGCCACACCUCCUUGACUGAGAAAAUCAAUCUUGUUCCGUCAAGCCAAUGCUUUCCCUUAGAAAAGCAUUGGGUGGCUUGUGCGCAUUUGAUUAAAAGUUUUUUACUCCGUUUCACUUGGAAGCGCCUCUAGUGGCUGAGUAGCAGCCAGUAGAGGCAUUUAAACCCUGCACUGUAAGCAUUGCUGUUCUGCAAAGAAAUGUUUUUUUUUUUUGUUUUUUUUAUUUGGUACUCGAUUGCAAAAUCCAAGACCAAAAAAAUUUAAAUAAAAUCUCUGACCCUCUGCUGUUUGUUUUUAUCCAAAAAAACAUUUUUGUUUACCGAAGUAUUGCUUCUUUGUAACUACUUUUUUUUUUUUAAAUAAUAAACUCGUGAAUGAAAAAAAUCUCUUAACUGUAUUUGCAACCUGGUUUAGGGAAUAUUCAGUAUUGUGUAAAAAUUUGUUAAAAAAAAUAUAUUUUGCUUACUAUCAAGAAACAUCUGUUUGUUGUGAGAGAUUGCAAUCUUUUUCUGUAUUCAUAUGCAAUACAUGGAGUGAGGAAUUUUACAGGGGUGACUUUUUUUCCCCCUGUUUGGUAUCCAGAGCUGCAUGUCCCGCGCACCCGGCAAUAUACGUUUUAAAUAUCUUACAGUUAUAGUGUAGUUCUUGCCCAGAGCUGUUUUAAAAGGAUACUAGUGUUCAAAUAAUAAUGGGAAAUACAUACACCAUUUUGAUAAUUGGAUAAAAAAGAUUAAAAAACGUUCUCAAUAAAUACUUAUCCUCUUUAUCAUAUCAGAUAACAUAGUUUUUUCUUCAAACAAUUAUCCUUUUGUCAAAUAUAUAGACUCCAACCAAUAACUUAUGAAUGAUUAUGUUUAAGUAUGUCUUGUUACGUGUUAAUUAAUUGCAACUUUUUUUAUGUUAACGGUAAUCAAGUAAUUCUAUGUAUUUGUGAAUGUAAAAAAUAUUUCAUUAAAGAGAAAUUUAAAUAUAAAAACCUCGCAGUUAGUCUAGUUUUAUUCUUGCCCAGAGCUGUUUUAAAAGGAUACUAGGCUUCGGAAUACAAAUCUGAAUGCAUGUAAAGGGGUCAAACCCGAUUCCAGUGCCAAUCUGCCUCCUUAGACGUUAUAUUACGGAGAGGCCUAAUGCGCAUUGUUUCAGUGCUUUCCUAUGGUGAUAUCACUGACACUGGAUGUCCUCAUGCAGAGUGUGAGGUCACCCAGCAUCCAUUAGAGGACGGCUGGGGUCCGGUAGCAUCCAGGAAGUGCCUCUUGUGGCUGGCUGAUAGCUACCAGUGGUAGUUUUAGUCCUACAAGGUAAUUAUAGCAGUUUCUCUAAAACUGAAAUGUUCUACAUUGUAGAACUAACUGUGACCGUAACACUGCACCCAGAAUACUUCAAUAAGAUAAAGUGGCCUGGAUGACCAUAGUGUCCUUUUAAACAUUAAAACUUGAGGGGUCUUAUUAGUAGUUUACAUGGCAUGCUUAAAGGGACACUAUAGUCACCCAGACCACUUCAGCUCAAUGAAGUGGUCUGGGUGUCUGGGACCUGAGAAACUGCUAUGUUUACAUCUGGGGUUAAGCCAGCCUCUAUUGUCUGUCUUCCGGACAGCCACUAGCGGUGCAUCGGCAAUGAUUGAGGCAUAGUAUGCCUCAAUCACGCAGAGCGACCAUAGGAAAGCAAUGGAAAAUGCAUUCGGUGACAUCAGACAAGGAUGCUGACGUCGGUGGGGGAGGAGAUGUAAGGGAGCCCGGUGGUGGAAAAGGGUGAAUACCUGAAGGGGUUUUAACCCUUCAGCGCCGCGGGAGGGGGACCCUGAGGGUGGGGGCACCCUGAGGGUACUAUAGUGUCAGGAAAACCAAGCGGUUUUCCUGACACUAUAGUGUCCCUUUAACUUGUGAUCAGACUAUGCAUGAAAUAGACCAAACUACAUUCUUGAUAAGAAAAAAAUAAAAUAAACACCCUCAUCGAAUCAUUUUAAUGGGUUUGAGUGUUACAUUUUCAGUAUGUGGUGGUAAAGGUUCUUUCAGUUAUUCAUAAGGUCUGGGUUGUCUGUUUUGAUUUUAUGUUCAGAAAGAAUGUUUACCAAAAUCACUGUUUAAAUUUGUCGGUGCUACUGCACCUGUACUCAAUGUACAAUUUAAAACAUAGCCGAUUCAGGGCUCUUGUUGCUCUAUGACAGAUACUAGUGGCAUACCUUUUUUUAUUAAGACUUUAGAAAAUCAAUGUUCUAAAUAUUUUGUGUUGCUAUGCACAGCAGAAUGAAGCUGGACACUGCUAAUGCAUUUUUUCUUUCUUUUCUGAGGGGCAUCACUUUGACAGUAGGGCAAUUGGUGUGCAUGCAUCCUGUGUACCCUGAUGCUUCUGAAAUAUGAAAAUAUACAGAAAGCCUACUGCAUUCCUAAGCUGAGCUUGAUGCAGUUGUAUAAAAUAUUAAAAAAUUAUGGCACAUUUGAGAUGACAUACACAAAACAUCUUGUACCUACCUUUUUGAUAUAUAAAACAGACUUUAGUCAUGUUUUGUUCAGUAAAGCCUUGUUCACAUCCCAAGCAUUCUUGCCUUCCUUUCAAGAUCGUAUCCAACGGAGUAUGUCAUUCACUCAGCUAAAUUUGAUAAAACUUGACCGCUUCAUGACUAAGUGUGCUGCUUUGUCAGCUGUUCUAUGCAAAACUUUUGGCAAACUUACAAUAGGGGAUUUAUAAAAGUAAUGCUUAGACAGAGUGGGACAGAAUUCUUAAAACUUCUGUUUUUAAACCAGUGGAUUUAGAGCUGGUGGUGGUUGUUUGUGUAUUUUUUUUUUUUUUUUUUAAUUUGUUACAUUUAUACCUUUUGGGUAUUUGAAUCUGGUAGAUUUGCAAAGGGUCAAUGUGGUUUUCUCCAGCAUGGUAGUUUUUGGGAAAUGACCUGUCAAAUUAAUCUUGAAUUUAUACCAUUGAAUAAAACACUGAAAAUCUCCUAUAACUUAGGUAAAGAAUUUCACGAGAUGCUUUUUCUUUUCAGUUUAGACUUUAAAGUUUUGGCAAGUCAUUCAGUUCAGACAUGGCAAACGUUGCAAAUGAUGAUGCAUCCAAACACUUUCAUUCUCCUCUUGUCUGUAUGUGGACAGAAGUGCGUAGGACAGAGCGUAUAAUAACGUUUGACAGAGCUGCAGGGUAGAGGCAUAGAUAUCUUCCUUUAAAGGAGCACUAUAGAAUUAGGAAUAUGACAUUUUAUUCCCAACACUUUAGUAUGCUCCUCCCCCACGGUCACGAGUGCGUUAAAAACCCCUUUCACUUACCAUUCCCGUGCCAUGGUCUUUGGGGCUGGAUCUCCACCCCUGCAAGGCCAUGAUAAUGGGGGACCCGUAUGUGCCUCAUGUGCAUUAGAGCAUCUACAUGGUUAAGGGGGCGGGGCACUGCACUCAGACCACUUCAAGAAGAUGGUGGUCUGGGUGCCUAUAAUGUCCCUUUAACAUGUAGUGUUUUAUUUAUUUUUCCCUCACAAGUACAUAUUUCUUAAAUAUUAACAGAGCAGAUGUUUAGAAAUUCUAAUUUAAACAGUCUUUGCAAUAAAGGAAGUUUUAUAAAUCAGAGCUUUCUUAACAGGAUAUGUGUAGGGAGACUAUGAUUUACAUGCAGUGGAGGUGUGGUUAGGUCUGCAUGAUAAACUCCUAAAUGGUAGAAUAUUGAGCCGUUAGAAUGCAGGGGCAUGGUCAAAACCACUCCAUUAAGCUAAAGUUGUUUUAGUACUUAGUGUGUCUUUUAACAAGACUAAGCCACAUCAGGAUUCCAGUGGUCUGUAAGAAAUAUCUACUGUUAAACAUGAAGCACAACUUUUGUGUAUAUAAUUACUGAAAUACAAUUUAAUUCUAAAAUGAAUAACUGUUAUUAGUAUUUGUUUUGAUAUGAUAACCUAUGGUGUUUUCAAAAUGACCAUUCCAGAUUUUGUGGACUACAUCUCCCCUGAUCCCUUGCCAGCAUUAUGGGAGAUGUAGUCCACAAUGUCUGGAGGGCCAAAAGUUGCCUACUCCUGUUCUAGACCCCUUCUCCCUUCUAUCAAACAUUCUGUAUAGUCUUCAGAUUUCUGGAGAAUAUGUUCUCACCAGUCUCUCCAAAAUGGCCAAGCACCUUCAGUGAGGCUUGAUGGUAGGAAGGGGUGACAUGUUUUGCAACAAAAGUGAACCCUUCUCAAAAAGAUAUUUUGCUGCUGGGCUCACAAAGGGUUAAACUGCAAGCAGUAUUUGCAGCUCCCUUGUAUGUACAUACACGUUAAUGAUUAACCCAGUAAUGUAGUUCUAGAAUGGGUACUGUGCACCCUUGCAUGUUUUGUGCAAAAGUGAGUGUUACCUUCUAUAACUUUACCAAAUUCAGUGCUGCAACAAGAAAAUUGUAUGUUUUUAAGGUUGCAUAAUUCUAAACUGAAAGUGAAAGUGUAUGUUGUGUAUUGCUGAAUCCUUAUAGCUGGUAAACGUUAUGGGGCCAUGGAACAAAUCACCAUGACUACUGCAGAGCAACGUAACACAUGGCAAAUGAGAAGGUUACUAAUAUAUUCUGUCAUCUAAGCUAGAAAUGUAGCUUUUGUUAGCUUCACUAUUAAAGUGUAUGUUAGACCUAGGGAAAGCAGUGGCACUGUUAAUUUACUACUUUUGGGCUGGGGUCAUAUAGGUGCCUGUUGAAAAUAUGGGAAAGCAGGUUCAGGAACAACCCAGAAUGGGGGUAGUGCUUUUAGUUUAAACAUGUAUUUGUACAAACUUGUAGCCAAACUUUUGUUUCCUCGUGUGAAUUUAUACUCUAGUCUAUACACUUUUUAGAGGGAUAUAGCCAUAUGUAUAGUGUUUAAAAUACAUAUCUGCAAAACACCAAACCUAAACCUUUAACAUAUUUGGCUGCUUGCAUAUAGCUUGUUUAAACGUAUCGGUCAUUUCACUUUAUAAAAAGCCAAAUUUUAUCGGAGUAUCUUGUGGCAAACACCUCUGUCAACCAUGUGUAUAAUGCAUUUAUGUACACAACCUCUGCUUGCACUUCACAAAACAAACAUAAUUAAAAUUUAGCUCUAGAUGAAAACUUACAACUUUAUUGAUAUAAAAAUGUAUUGUAAUCAUUUAUACAGUUUGAGUACUUUGUAUGAGUUAAGAGAGAAGUACUUUCACCCCGAGCAGUCUCACUUGAUGGGACAGUAAAGUUUCCCAUACCUACAUUUCCUAAAGGUAGGCAUUGUUAUGUUGUUUGCUAAAGUGUUUUGGAAUAUAUUGACUUUAUUAAGCCACAUGUUAUAAUUGAAUACCCUGCAUUGAGAUAGAUAGAUAUAUUCUCACACACAAUAUUAUUUGAAUGUACACUUUCAUUAUGCUUCAGUUUUGUUAUGUUAAAAUUAAAUUGCAACCAAAUACCCUUCAUCCAGUUGUUUGUUCCACUGAUAACAAUUUAAAAGCCCCCUUAAAACUCAAGUAACCCUAAGUUUAUCUAAACCGCAAUCUUAACACUAGAAGAGUUUCCUGACUUUAAAAUCUCCCACAAUAAAUUGUCAUGAAUUUCACAUUUGAGGGCUGAGCUGCGAAUGUAAAAAUACAGUUGCUUUGAUUUCCUUACGAGUCACACAUUUUAUUUAAAGGGGUUUUUUGUUUGUGUUUUUUUCCCCCUUCUCUCUUACCCUUUUCUCUCUCCUAGCUGGUUCUCCUUUUGACUCUUGUACCCUUUUUCACACUUGGCUAAUUCUGAAAAGGCAGUAGCAGACAUACUUUGUGACCUGUUAUAAUGCUACCUCCCCUAUUACAGUAGCUACACAAGGCUAUCUGCCCUUUGUAUUUGUCUGUGUAAGUUGUCUUGACUCCUUGAGGGCCAUGGCACAUUGGCAAGAGGACAAGACCUUUCUUAUGCUAAACAACUUAACAGUACAUACAACACAAAUAGUCAGCCGUCCACAUAAUGUGUGUUGAUUUGUUUGAAACAUUCUUUUUGUGUAUAUUUGCACUUUUUGUAUGCCCUCCCAUUUAAAACCCCCUUCUGUUUUGACUGUGGAACCCUAUGAAAUACCAGUAUUUAAAAAAAAAAAACAAAAAAAAAACAAAACAUUUUUUUGCGUGCAAAGGGGCAUAUUUUUAAUCUUCUGCAGUUUGUUUCAUCAUAGUUUACCAGAGGUUUCAUUUUAUUCCUGAACAAAGCUUGUGUUCUGUUUCUGUUAAUAAGAGGAUUGUUUAAUUGGUGGGAGUAAAGUGUGGUCUACUUAAGUUGCAAAACUAUGGAUCUGAAAUAAUUUUCCGUUAAUGACUUUGUGCAAAGGCAAAGAAAUAUUUUUUGUGAAUUGAUAUAACUUGCAUUUCUUUUUUAAAGGACAACGUGUAUAUAGGUCAUAACUGGACUAUUUUCAGAGUACUCUUGUCACUCCACCUCCCCCUUCCCUUGUCGACACAUACUGGAAUGUUUACUAUGUUGACGUAAUACAUCAGCUCUUACAAUUUUUGUGAAGUUUGGUGUUGUGUGUUUGUGUGGUAUGAAAUGACAAUGUUUGUUUUUUGUGCCUGAACUUCUAUAUCAUUAUAUCUUGUGUUUUUGAUACUAUAGAUCAGUGUUAAUUUUGUCGACUUACCAUUUUAAUCAGAUUUUAGUCGACUUAACCAUUUAAGAUUUAGUCGACAAAAACAAAUCCGAUGACUAGAAAUUACACGACUAGAGGGGCAGGAAAAACUGACCCCAGAGUCAAGAGUGGACUAAAUGGGUAAUAUGGGGUUAACCCAGAAAAUCAAAAUUGAAAAAAGAAUAACAAAUUUUUAUUUGAAAAAAGGAGGUCCCAAGUCAACAGACUAUGGGUUACGAUUCUCAAAGGUUAAUUACCCACAGAUAACAUGUAUAACCCACUAUAAUUGGUAAGAAACAAAUAUUAAAUAUGCCCUUUAUAUAUUAAUAAAGUUUAUAUCUACAGAAAAGUGAAAGGGGAAAAAAAGGCUGUGAAAAACACAAAGGUGACUUGUGAAAAGUGUAAUAUUAAAAAGGAGAAACCCAGUGGGUCUGCCACUUGGCUUGUAUAUAUCAAUCACAGCAAGUGUGAGAAAAUAUACUAAUUCUUGAUCAACCCAAGUAAAAAGAUAGUAUCAAGAAAGACAGCUGUUUAGUAAUAAAAUGUCACAAGUCACUUUGGUGUUUUUCACUUUGCCUUUUUUUUCUUUUUCGCGAUUAAGUAGAAAUGCCCUAAAAAUACUAAUAAAGUCUAUAUUUAAAUUUUUUUUGUUUCUUACCAGUUGUCGUGGGUUAUACAUGUUAUAUGUGGGUAAUGUAAUCUAUAUUUAUUUUUUUGAGAAUCGUUACUCAGUCUCUACUUGACCUCCUUUUUUCAAAUUAAAUGUAAAAAAAGGUUUACAAUUUUUUUUUUUUUUAAAUGACUAAAAUGGCGCUUUAGUCAAGACUAUGACUAAAAUUAAAUUGAAACUUGCCUCCAAAACCAACACCACUAUAGAUGGUAAGAACCCUCUGCCUUUGAUCCAACUAGUUAAUGCUUAUCUAUUUAAUAAAUAAAUAUAUAUAUAUAUAUAUAUAUAUAUAUAUAUAUAUAUAUAUAUAUAUAUAUAUAUAAAUUUGUCUUUUUAUUUGCCGCUGGGCGAUGGUUUUGUUAUAAGCCUUUGAACUAUCAGGUUAUCAUUAUAACAUUUUUAGACCAAUUCUUACAUUCAAGUGCCAUGCAUGACAAUUUUGUUUAAAGAAUACUCAUAACCAGUGUAGAAGUAACUUAGGAGAUUGUGCACCAAGCUGGAAAAUGUUGGAGAGUUGGCAAGGGGAUUGCCAAUUGAAAGGCAAAUGUUCCCUCAAUUUGGCUAUUGUGGCAUGUGCGCAAUUAUUUUAAAUAAUUGAAUAAACUUUAGAAUUGUCCAUUUUUCGUGGUGCAAUGUCAUUCUCACCUCCCCCCCACCAAUGACACGCUUGUAAUGAAGUAAAUUAUUUAUAGUAGAGAAAAGCAGACAUUUGGCAGAGGAAAAAGGGUCAUGAAUUUCACAUUUGAGGGCGAUGUCAUUCCACAUAUAUAAAGAUGACCGGUGAACCUAUGGCUUGCACAGUGGCCUAAAUGAUGUAUAGAGUGCCCUGAUGCAAGAAUUUAGUUUAGUAGAUCUCCAUCUGUUGUACAACUCCCACAAUACUUUGCCAGCUGUUGAUCUACCAUUUGCCUAUCCUUGCAGGGUUGUAUUUAGCACUGAGCAGUGUUAGUGUUUUAUAUAAUGUUUUAUAGAUCUUUCAUUGUUAAAUAUUCUGAUAAUAUUGAUUAAUUCAGAGAAUAUGAUUUAUUUUUGUGGGGUGUAGUUUAAAUAUGUAUAUGUCAUAUGCCACUAAGGGUGGGUUUCUGCUUACCAUUGGCUAGUAAAGUGGACAUUUUGAGUAUGUUGGGAUACCCUAGGAAACGUUUGGCUUUUUCUUAAUUUUCAAAUUGUAGACUGAGUUGACCCUCUUGAGAAUCAAGGCUCGUAACAUUUGGGUUUGAACGGUUACUGUGGUUUAAAUACAAGCUGCUGUUCUCAUUUGUACAAUUUUUAUUUUUAUUUUUUUUUUAAACCAUAGAUUUGUGCUAAAACAUAAUUAGUAAGGUCUGUAUUCUCUAGCAAGUUAAGUUCUAAAUACGGCCUUAGAGGAUAUAUACAUAAAAUUAAUUUGCCUUUAAAUACGGUUAUGCGGUUCAUGCAAAACAGUCUUGAAAUGUUGUACAUCAGUACUUUUAAAUGUAUAACAAAUUUUUGACUGCAAUCUCCAUUGCUUUUCUAGUAACACAGGUGAAGCAAAUAAGAUGCCUACUUGUAAAUGUACUUUUUUUACAAGUUGCCCUCUUGUUUAAGUGAGGUCUUAAUUGUGGAGGCUGCUUCCUUAACCCCGUAAGGACACAACUACAGAAUUGUCAUGUGUCCUUAAGGGGUUAAAUCUUUGGAAUCGCUUGUUACCUGUGUUCUCCAUGGUUCACAAGUAGUAGCAAAUACUACUUUAAAAAUAUAUAUUUUAUAUAUCCAUAUUGUGUAAUCUAUAUUCUAUUAGUAUGAAGAAAUGGCAUAUACGGGCUGAAAAUUAUGGGAUGUGCAGCCUUGUGUAUAAUUAAUCAGCAGACUGAUUUUCUAACCUUCAAAAAAAGCGCAUUUAUAAAUAUCAGAAUUAAAUAUCCGAACUGUUUACAUCCCACCUUUUAGCCCAUCUGUCAAAAAAUUCCUAAGAUUGCUCUGAAGCCUAAAUGUUACAAGUUUUAACAAUGAGGUUUAUAUUUUGCUAGAUUAACAUUUGGUAUACCAACUAUUUUGCAGUCUCUUCAUGUUGCCUAUAAAUAUAUUAAAAAAAAUAAAAUAAAAAAAGUUGCUUGCAAAUUGCCUGAAUUUUGUGUAUUUGUUUAGUUUGUUUCCUUGCGUGAAUGAGGAGUGUGUGUGUGUGUGUGUGGUUUAGUCUUGGAAAGGAGGUGUGACUGCACACACCCUACAAUGCAGCAGAGAGCAUGCAUGUAUGUAACAUGAAGCAAUGCAGCUAGGUUUCAGAAAUAAUAUAGCAAUUGUCAUUUGGCUUAGUGGUUAUAAACACACAUGUUUUUAUAUAUAUAUAUAUUUUUUUUUUUUUUAAUAAAGGGUGAUGAAACGAGUGCCUAUAUUUAGUCUAAAAAUAAAGUGUAGGUUAGAUAUUAAAAGCCUGCUGCUUCCAAUUUUACACUAAGGCCUAUCUUUACUUGUUCUUUCUGGCCAUGAACAAAUCAAUCUAUUGGUAGUAAAUAAAUUAUUAAAUAUAUCCUGCAGCAGGGCAUGUAGAACCCAAAAUUUAUUUUGUAUUGUUUUUGUAGAUUGUUCCUUCCGUUUCCAUAUUAUUCUAUUUUCUGUUUAACUUUGAAUCUGUUUGAUUUUGAAAAUGUGCAAUAAAUGGUGUUAAUCAAAUUUUGAUUUGAAGGCCAUGUAUUUAGCUUGUGGUGGAUGUGUGUGUCCUUCCAUUUGCUUGGAAUAGUCACUGAGCCCCUUUCAAAGCUUAGGUUCCACAAGAUGCCAUUGUGUCCCCCUUCCCCCUCUCUAAAACUACUCCUAUAUAAGAUCCACAGUCCCCUUCUGUUAUGUAGCUUGCUCUUACCUCGUUUGUGGCUUUCCCUGCUCUGCCACUUUUGCAUAACAAGGUUUGUACUGUCAAAUAUUACCAUAGACCUUGCCUAUAAACAUUUUUAGAUUUUUCCUGUCUUCUUGUAUACGUUAUGAUCUAUAGCUGUUCUAGUGACUUUAAGUAGCUUUAAAUACCUUUUGUCAAAUUAUGAUAAAUAUGUUGGUGUUUGGGGGCAGCAUGUGGCUAUUAUUAUUAUUUAUAUAGUGCCAUCAGAUUCCAUAGCACUAUACAAAGGGAUCUCGUUGACCUCACUGAAUUUGUGUGCAGUUCUGUUCUGGAAGGAUGAUAUUUUUUAGCAGCAUCCAAGAGUGGAAUAUGACAAAUACUUUUAUUGAUGAGAACACCCAUUAGCCACAGUCACCAGCCGGAUGAUGGAGAUGUGUUUGCUUAAUAACACUAGCAAAAACUCCCAGUCUGGUGAUGGCUGGUGCUUUCAUGUUUGGGCCAAGAUGGUUGUAAUAUACAGACUUUUGUAAACUGGAUUUCUUUAAGGGAGAAAAACCUUAACGUAUACUUCGGAUUUCUUUGUUUCUAUGAAUUGAAACCAAGCAUUCAAAAGGUGUGUGUGUGUGUGUGUGUGUGUGUGUGUGUGUGUGUAUAUAUAUAUAUAUAUAUAUAUAUAUAUAUAUAUAUAUAUAUAUAUAUAUAUAUAUAUAUAUAUAUAUAUAUAUAUAUAUAUAUAUAUAUAUAUAUAUAUAUACACAAAGCUUUGCAUUUAGAAAAAUGAAAUCUAUUUGUUUUGAAGCCCUAAAAGAAUAAAAGAAUUUGUAACCAUCCCUGCAAAGUUAUAGUUUGCUACAGAAUUUGAGGAAAAAUUAGCUUUCGUGGCUUUCCAGCCCCCAUUUUGCAGGCCAUGGCUGCUUUGCAUUGCUACCAAACCAUUGAUCUUAUAAAUUGGGCCCCACUGUUCCCAAGGCAACGUAAGCGGCUGCACUGCCAAAUGGGCAGGAUUAUAUAGCUCUUGGUGAUGGGGGAGGGGUGUAAAGGAAAUUCUGCAUCCUGAUGUUUAAUGUAAAGGAAGUUGACAUACACAUAAGUGUGAACGUGGGCUUGCAAAGAUCAUUGACAAAGGAUGGUGUCGUGUCCAUUUAGGAUUCAGAUGAAGGAGCAGAGAUUCAAAAGAAAUUUGCCUUGUCUAAUCUGACUACUUGCCUAAAUGUUUAGGGCUUGUUUCUACCAAGGUCUAUUGUGACUACAUUUUACUCGUACUUUUAUGCUGUGCGAAAUGUUUUUAGUAAAUCUUGUCUUUGUUUUUGUUUUUAAUUGCAUUGCAACCAAUGUUACCAUAGAUCUGGUUUUUAAAAAUGUAAAGUGGAUCUCAGGUGAGAAAUGAAGUUUGGGGUCUUACAUAGCAGGCACGGGGUUAAAUGCUUGAUUAUAGUCAAGCUUUUGUCUAUUGCACUAGGUGUUAGAUUUGUGUUUUUCCUUCAAAACCGGUAUGGUGUGCUUUCGGUGAAUGGCAAACUGUCCUCAGGACAUCCUGAAUGCUAAAAUAAGUAAAUAAAAUUUGAGUGCUGUAAUCAAACCAGUGUGGUAGGUGGUAUGCUGUAUGAAAAACCUGGCUUUACCUAUUACUCCACCAACCUUUAUAUACAUUGAUUUGAAUGGAACAUUUUAGUGGCUUUAAAUUAAAGAAUAUUUGCAUAAGCCAGAUAAAAUGAGUAUAUAUCUGUGCUCCAGGCAUUAUUGGCUUAUUGACUAAUAAUAACAAAGUAUUUAUUUAACCAAGAAAUGUACAUUCAGAUUACUCUGGUUUUCAAGUACAUCCUGCAGAUGUUACCAUAGCCCGACAUCCAGGGGAUGUUACCAAUACCCAAUUUAAUGGUACUCCUUUAAUCUACCUCUGCAGGAUGAAGGGCAGAGUCAAGCCUGCCGGGAUUCGAACCUGCAACCCAAUUGUCACUGUAGUGAGAUCCACAGCUACAUUGUCAGCAAAAACACUGCAUUAAGGAAUGGGUGGCAGUAAUUGCUAGGUCCACGUGUCUUCCUUUAUAUAUCCUUACUUUCUGCUUCUUGUUGUCCUCUAGGGAUGCACGUACUGUGCCUGAAUUAUCAAUGAUGUAACUAUGUAAUUUGAUUUGUUGUUGCCUAGUUUCUCCACUUACUGGCCAUCUACAUGUCAGAGAAACUAACCUUUGCUUCACCUCCAACAACCUGUUCUGCAGUUUACCAUGAAGGAAGGUGCUCCACGGAAUUUUUGUACAUGUGCAAAUAAACUUUCCAAUCAUCCUCCCCUUCCCCCUCACCCUGUAUACUUGUGUAAAGUGGGCAGGAGUUUCAGCAGGGAGGAUAAUUCUUUAUCGUUCACUCCCUCCCUUAAUUAAACAAAAUUGUGUGGUUGGGGUAGAAACCUUUUUAUACUCUCCUGUCUUCCAACCCUGGGACACUCAGCAGCAGAUGCCCUACCUCUUCUGAGGUUAUUAUUGGUAUUUAUAUGGUGCCAACUAAUUCCGCAGCGCUUUACAAUAUUUACGUUAUCAAUGCUUCUGUCUCUGCCCUAUACUUAUCAUAGAAAAGCAUUAAGGACCUAUGGUGCGUGCUCUGCCAACUGGAUGCUUCUUGUAGAGAGUAAUUAAAUCCAGUAUUUCUAUAGAAUCACUAACUUCUUUCAGCAUUGUGCCGCUGUUUGAAGACAUUCAAAAGCUUAACAGGAAAGGAUCUAAAAUAGGAAUAGUCACAAAUCUACACCAACUGCUGCAUAUUCCAAGUCCUAACACUCUUUACUCUACACGUUCUAAACCCAUGGAACACUUGGUUUAGACAAAAUCUUUGUCUUUUGGUCACUGCUUUUGGGAGUGGAGGGGGACUUUUUUUAGUUCACGGGUAGGUUAACCUUCAGCACUCCAGAUUCGGUGGCCUAUCUUCCCUGGCACUUUACCUGCAUUAUGGGAUAUGUAGUCCAAAACAUCUGGAGUGUCAAAGGUUGCUUAACCCUGUUUUUAUUUUAUUUUUAUAAAAAUUUUUUUUGUUUCUAAAGACUUAAUGAAGACCCUAAUUAGUGGUAGGGAAGUUCAGGGAUUUAUGUGGAGGAUCUGUGGUCAGUCUGGAGAAAUAUCAGGAUAAAUGCGGUCCAUUUAGGCUGGGGGGAGGAAGGGAGUUGCCUUAGUAAUCAAAAUAGCUCAUCUGUUUGACAGAUGGUUAACCUUGACAACUUGGAGGUGAGCUUGGGGACAAAGGCAAGAUUUAAGUGAUGUGACAAUAGAUCACUUGUCUUCUUCCAGACCAGGCUCUUGAUGAGUCUUCACUAAAUCUUGUAGGGUGAUGGACUUUGCUUAUACCAUUUACCACAGGGCUUGACAAAUCCCUGGUCGCCAUGGCGACUAGAAAUUUUGCUCUGGCGACUGGGAUUUGACAGCUCUUUAAUUAGGGAGUUUUGAAGGUGGCCACCGCGGGAAAUAUGGGAUCAGACUACCCUGGGAAGCGUGGAGUCGGCCGCCCGCCCACGGCAGCAUUGUUGGCGGCACGCGAGGGAACAGUACUCUUAUUGCAGCUCCUCUCUGAUCCCUUGUGCUGUUUAAUGAUGCCGGGAGCCGGAAUAUGACGUCAUUCUGGCCCCGGCAUCACUACAGAGCGUGAUGGAGCAGAGAGGAGCUGCAGGCAGACUACUGCUUCCUCGCACCCAGGAAGAUAACAGCUCUACUGAACCGCAGGGAAAGACCCACUCAAUUCUCCCAAAGGUAGGGAGGCUGAGUGGGUUUAAAUAAAAUAAAAACAAAUAAGUAUGUCAGCCUGUCAGUGUUUGUGUGUGUGUAAGCCUGUCAGUGUUUGUUGCGCGGUUUGGUACCUCCCCCCUCCGAUUGCAUUAGAGCAAUGUGAUUUUUCUUUUUAAAAAUUUGUAAAAAAUUUUUAACACGUCGUUCCAGUUUUGUUGCGUCUGGUCCCACCUCCACCCAUCAAUCUUUGAUUAGUGUAUGACAUAUAUUUUAAAAACAUACCGUUAGUGGUAGGGUUAUACUUUGUAUGCCUUUGAAUCCAACAUUGCAAUGUUAGAAGUAAAGUACCUUUAUUGUGUUCACAGCAACUUCUAGAUAGCUUUUUUUAAAACUUGUGCGAUCUCCAUUUCUUAGUCUACAUUGUAGAUUGUAUUUAUGAUGAACCAUAAAAGUGUGUGUACGCACACUCACUCAUUUACUAAGUGGCAACUUCAAAGCUUCCAGAUUUUUCGUUUUUAUUUAUUUUUAACACGUAAACUAUGCAAAAAUAAUGUAGGUUUUGUUGCAGUAUAUGAUCAUACAUUGCGUAAGCCUGCCACAAAGUCAAUAUACCCAAUAUUUGGCAGGUCCUACUUUAACAACCUAAAGUCUGCUAUAUUGUGGUGUGUGUGUUUGUUUUUUUUUUUUGUUUUUUUUAAGCACUAAAUUCUGUAGAGGCGCUCUGCUCAAAAGAGCUUACAUUCUAAUGGGGUUUUUAUUUUUUCCCCUUCUGAUUUUGUUGUACAUCUGCAGCUUUAAAAUUGUCACGAGGCAGGGGCAUGGCAAGUGUCCCUUUUUAUGAUCUAUACAUUCAAUGAUUAAUUAUACAUGUGUAACACUAUUGUGUAAGCUUUCCAGGAUGUACUUGAAAAUUAUAGAAAUCUCGUGGUAUUCUUUAUGAAAUGCUUUUAUAAAUGAGUAACAAAACAAAAGGAUUGAAUGAGCUUGGGAAUAGGUGGGACUUAAUGGUUUAACCGUUUAUGUAUUUAGCCUUUGAAGGUUUAAGGAUUAGGCUUGUGACAUGAAGCCCUGUUUAUGAUUUAAUGUAUAGUCUUUUUUAUUUUUUUUUAUUAUUAAUAAUUCCUGGCUGUUUAUAUAUGAAAUCUCUCUAAUUUACUUGAAACAUUUUCUACAUUACUAAUAGGAAUUUAUGUGAGUUACUACAAUCAAGUUAUUAUUUCUAAUGUGUAUGUGUGUAUAUAUGUAUGUGUGUGUGUGUGUGUGUGUGUGUGUAUAUAUAUAUAUAUAUAUAUAUAUAAUCUUUCAUUUUAUUUUUUAUUGGAGUGCUUCUUUAACUCCUUAAGGACACAACUUCUGGAAUAAAAGGGAAUAAUGACGGAAUAUUUCCGUCAUGUGUCCUUAAGGGGGUUAAAUGGGGUAAUGUGUUCUUUUAACCCUUAACAUUAUGAGAAGUCCAUGCAAUAUAAACAAUGGCAGCUCAGUUCUGCAUGAUGCUGAACGUUCCCAAUAGAGAUGCAUUGAGUGCAUACAUCUCUGAGGAGAAGCUGGCUGGUACAGCAUGGUGGUACUUGAGUGGCCUGAGAUCAUUAUCAUGAUAAUCGCAGCCAGGGAGGAGCAGCAACCAUGGGGAGACCUGAGCAGUAAAGGAUAUUGGGUUAGAGAUGAUUUUAACUUUUUAUUCAAAAGGCAGGAUGGGUGCGCAAUAAUCUAAAUAUUUAGGGGGUUAUCUAAAAACCUUGCAAAAGCUGUAGAUCUUGUGUGGAAGUAGUGGGGAGUUGUGUGUAGUGCACUUUUUCUUAUACCCCCUUUACACCCCAAUAAUGCGACAUGAGAUAUACUUGGAGAAAAUAGGCCACAGCUUUGUAUUAAAAUAUCUGACCACACAAUAUUACCAAUAAAAUAAAUAUAUAUAAUUUUUUUAUUUUAAUAAUUUGUACAUUAAACCAUAUAUUUUAACCAUGUUCCAUAAACAUACCCGUCCUUGCCAAUCAAUUAUCCGUAACCUUAGAACUCACCUGGGCACUUGCCCUCGUCCCAACCAACACCUGGCCUUCCACCAACACCAUGCUAACCACAAUCCGACCUUGAAAACCAGGUUAACUUGAAAAUAUGACUCUUUCUAUUGAAAUCUGCAGUUUUUGUCAAUUGGAAAAUACUCUUCACAUACAAAGCAAGCCAAAAGUGCCUUUAAUUUUCCCUUUAUCUCCUUUAUAUAAACCUUUUUAUCACCUUUUACAUAGGUGAGCUCUAGAUGUGUAAGUGCCGAUAUGUGAUAGUAUAAUUUAGUUGUGUGUGCGUUUUAUUCUGAAUGAUGAUCUCGCCAAUACCUUUCAACACAGCAUUGAAUCACUUGGUUUGGUUGAAAUUGACUGAGGGUGCCGCUCUGAUCUGAUCUUUAUAACUAAAAUAGAUAAUACCUUCACUAGUAAAUCUUUUGAAAGAAGGAAAAAAAAAAAAAAAGCCACAUAUAAUGGUAGUUGCUCAUAUUAAACUAAUAUUUGAGAAAAUGUUUUGCCAAAACCUAUGGAUACAUGAAAGUUUAUGCAAAUACAUAAUUUUUUAAAUUUUAUUUUUAAUUCUUUUAGAAUACAGACUUUAAGAAAAUCUAAAUUUCUUUAAAGCAGCACAGUCACUGUCUUGGAACUCUGCAGAACUUGAAUCUAGUUAUAGUUCCUACUUUUUGUCUCAGUAUCUCUUGUCUGGGUUGGAAUUUCACGAUAUUACCAACACGAUCAAUAUGGGUAUUUCAUAAAUAUUCUAACUUUAUAAAAUUACUAUUGCUAUUUUCAGGGGGUGUGUGGGGAGGAGGGGGUCUUCUAGGUCUUUCAGUUUUAUUUAGCUUGUGAACAGAAAUUAAAGAAUCACACGUGGUUUUAUAUGUAAGCUGAUCGUUUUACCAUUUUCUAAAGCUAUAUGGUAAUACUUAGUGACUUUAUUUUAUUUUUUGUUUGGUUUUGUGCAGUUUGUAGACAAGGUGGACUUGAUUUUAAAUUCUGAUACAAAUAAUUUAUCGUGAUUUUUAACUCAAGAUUAAUGCUUGCUGGUUAAAAUCUUUUUGGAAGCAGAUGACCAUGUCACGUUUUAGAUUAACCUUUCACAUUAAUUUGACACAUCAGAAGUAGUUUGUUAAAUACCAUUGGAAAUUCACAGAGAUGAAAUUGCAAGGUGAACUGUCUCUAGUUUUAAUAGGUCAAUCACUCAGAUUUGGAGAUCAACUUAAAACAAUUGGUUUAAGGUCUAUUUCUGUUUCAUUGUUGCAUUGAAAAAGGUGCAUGCUAACUCUGCAGACACAAGUUACAUUAACUUGGGUUAAUGGAAUUUAUUUACCAAAAAUGUAACUAUUGCAUCAUUAUACAGCCUUGUGCUAAAUAAUCCGUUUCAUGCUGAAUAAUCUUUGAACUAUAAUGUGUGUUAAAUCAAAAACUAUAUCUUUCAAUUGUUCUCCCCCCCCCCCAAAAAAAAAACCCAAAACAUUUUUAUUAAAAUCCCCAAAAAUCUAACUUUUUUUUUUUUUUUUUUUUGUCCACAUUAAUUCCUUACUAAGAGCUGUAGGAUUAAUUUAAAUGAACGUUCUAGUGUUAGAAAUACAGACAUGUGUACCUAACCCUAUUGUGCUGGAGUACAUGUCUAGGUACCCCCCCCACGCAGCCCAUAUUUCAGAAUGGAGUAAAAGGUAUUUUACUCACUUUUUUCUCUAUUGCUACACCAGUCUUGUGGAAAUUUAACAAUGUUAAAAAAAAUAGCCAGACAGAUUUGAACUUUUAUAAAUGGAGUGAUUCUUAGUUGUGAUCUGCUUUUAACCAUGGCUUCUGUUAAAGUCGGAAUGAGGUUAAAGUUUUAAAAGCAGUGUGUGUCUGUAAGUGUACCAUGGACCCUCCUGGUUUGCAGUGGUUAACUUUUUAAGGCUUGUGACUUUACAUUUUAAGGUGUGUAAAAUAUAUACACACCCCACAAAAUGUAAAAUCACAAGCCUUAAAACGUAUAUAGUGUAUGUAUAUAUGUAUUGUCGUGUUUAUGCAUCUAUAAUACAACCAUUUUUAGUAUGGUUUUUAGAAGAUGUGCAUUUUCUUUACAUAGACAAGUUGAACAAUCAGUGUCCUAUAUUAGCUCUGAUCACAUUGAUCUCUCCCUCAUUGGAUAAGCUGCACAUUUUAAAUAUGGAAAAAGGCAGAGAGCAGUAUUGUUAUAGAAAGCUGGCAAUCUAGUUUAUUUAAAUUUUUUGUGGUUCUAUUUGUGAAUACAAUAACUCUGCUUAAAGAGGGCUUGUCACUUUUGUAAGUAUUUCAUAAAGAUAUAUUCCUAAAUAAUUGAAAUACUCAUAAAGUCUGCUUUGGAAUUUUUCUAUAAUUUGAAUACAAAUAAAAGAUUCCAUAAGACAAAGUAGGGACUACUCUCAGUCUUAUGGACAAGGCUGAGGUCUACAAAAGGCAGAGUUCUGCUGUCGAACCCAGCAGUCAUCACAAAGGCUGUGUGAUUCGGUAUCAAUCUACAGAGGACCCUGCCAGGGACUGCUCCAGGGAAGUAAAACCUACAUCACUCUGCAGACACUGGCACACCUGAUCCAUCACUUAUCUGGGGUCUUUACGAAACAUAUAAAGAAUGGCUAAAAAGGAAGCCUAAAGGGUGGGGUUACUAUGGCCACUGUUUGCUUUAUAGAGUACAUGGUGUAUUUAAGCUACUUUUAGUAAAGAGGUUGCCUGUGGUAGCUGCCUCCUGUGUGUAGUAGUAAUAUUGUACACUCAGAUUUCAGAUAUGCUAGUUUUGUUUUGGAAAUAGUUGCUGAAUAUUUGCAUUUUUCGCAGUGCCACAAUUUUUAUUUCAAUACCAAGUAUAUUGAGAAGUCAUUGCUUCUUGAGUUUGUCAGACCUGAUCAUGGCACGUUUUGCUGUUAAAUCUAAGUUGUGUGCAAGUUUCAAAGCUUUGAUCUGGUAUUGUACUCACUGGAUAGAUUAAUCCUGUAGCUGUAGUUUUUUUGGCCUGCUAGGUGAAAUCUGCAUUUGUCUUGUUCUUUACUGUCAUUAGAAGGAGGAUUAUUUCAUAUUCUGUUUAUAAAUUAUUAAAUGGUUAUUUUAUAUAAAAAAAUUUCUUCCUUCCUCUCAGGGCAUAAAAUACAUAUAUAAAAACACACGAUACGUAUACACACACUCAAAUAAAAGAAAGUUGUUUUUUUGUUUUUUUUUAUUGGUGGGGGGGGGGGUGAUUUUUUUUGUUUUUGUUUUGUUUUUAAUACAUUGCUAAUAUUUAAUGCAACAAGAAUGCUAAGAUGGCGUAUUAAUGUUUAAAAGAAGUUGUCUUAGUUCUUGGUGUCCCUCAAUUGCUUUGACUGUAAAUUUAGAUCUUUGUCAGGUGUCAUGGUUUGUGAACUUCUGCCACUUUUACUGAUACAGCUGCUGAAUAUUUUAACAGGUUUGAAUGACUCUGUUUUAAAUAAAUACCGGGGUUUUGGUUUUGUUUUGUUUUUUAAGAUAGGGCGUUCUGAUUUUCUAUAUUGUUUAAUGCUAAUUUCCUCCUUUUGCUUAAUAUUACAAGGUUAUCAAUUUGUUAUAGAAGGCUUUCUUUGAUAGAACACUGCGCCAAUGUUGAGUCUUUUUAAAAACUGCAUUAAGUGGCUUUACGUUGGUAAACUUUAUUAGCAAAAUCAUGAAAACUUGUGGUGUUUUUUUUUUUUUUCUUCUCUCCUCCAUUUUUUGUUUUUGUUUUGUUUGUUUUUUCAUACACAUUCUUGAAUCCCAAAGAUCAUGUGGCAUUUGAAACAUUCGCUUGUUCAUCUUUUGAGCACUGUGUGUGCAUGUUCCAAAUCACCACAAAGGUUUGGCUGUAAAUCUCAGAAGGAACUACUUCAUUGAACAGACUUUAACCAGCUCGGUGCCAGGUUUCUCCAGAACGAAGUCCUUAUUGAUACUUUAUUGCACAAGAGAACAAACUGGGGGAUGGGGUUGAGCGGGGCUUUCUUUAACCUUUUCUGAUGUUCACAAAGGACCUGGAAAUGCAUUGAGCUAAUUGAAUGAUUUCAACUUCAAAGACCAGGAAUGAUUGGAAUUCCUUAGCAGUUGUAUAUGAUUUAGUCAGCCCCCAGCCAGUCAAGACUUCUUACUUUCAGUAACAGCAAUGUUUCUUUAACAAGGUCUGAUCUUAACUUUUAUUGUUGUGAAUUUUAACCUGCAUUCACAAGAUUUCUUUCUUGUUUUCAGGAGUCGGAAGCUACAGAUCAGAAACAUACCACCUCAUCUACAGUGGGAGGUAGGAUGGCCUUUAAUUUUUUUUCCACAAUUUCCAAAUGUGUAUAUUUGUGUUUCUCACAAAUUCAAGUUCUGAAGUAUAUUUAGCCAGCCAUAAAAGUUACUUGCCUCUGCAAGCCUGGAUGCUUCACUGCCCACUAUUUAGAAGGGAAUUUAUUUUCUCCUGGAGGGGUGAGGUGGGGGAGAGAUUCUGACCCCUAUUCUUUAAUACAGUUUUAGCAAAGUUAUGAUUGUUCUGACGACUUUGAGUUCACAUUUUUGCUUGACAUUCGCUGGAUGUUUAUAAUUUUAAGGAUAGUUGCUUUGGAUUCCACAGCGAUCAGGAAAUUGCUCUGCUUUGGCAGUGUCAAUUUAUUUUGGGAUCUGGAACUUUAAGGAACUGUCACAUCUAUAAAUAGAUCCUUUGUAAUCACCAUUCCUUUUAUGUUAAAUGUCUUAUCUACAGCUUUCUGCUAUGUUAUGGAGGUGGACUACUAAUCUGGUGGUUUUUUUUUUGUUUUUUUUUAAUUAAUUUUUAUUUAUACCAGAAGAGAUGUUCUAAAUUGCUGUUUGAAUUUUGUUAAUUGAGUCCAUACUGUUUUGGCAAUAAGAUGUGGUUUGGGAUAAUUUCCCCUUUGCAGGAGCAAAAAAGUGCAAGUAAGUUGUAGGUGGAAGAGGCAGUAUAGUAAAUUGCCAUACAUAAGGCUUGUGGAAUGUGUGAGAACUAAAUCAGAACGGUUUUGUAAUGCAAGGAAAAUAAAAAUUUCACUCUGUAGAAAUACAUGUAUCUCCAUUGCAUGAGUCAAAUAAGAAGAUGCAAUCUGUAAAUUUUCUUUUCUUUAACUGUGAGAUCAAUCCCCAUUUAAAAAAAAAAAAGUAAAAUACAAAAAUAUAUAUUUUUCUCCCUCGUAUUAGUGCUACACAAUAGUUUAAAGGAACACUCUACUCAUACGUACUUCAGCAUGCUGACGUGUGUUGUGACAGGACUGAGGACUUAAUAUGAAAUCAGCACUUUUAUAAAAGCAGAAAUGCCUCCUCUGUUUCCAUUAGCACCAUGGGGGUCAUAUGUCACAGAAAUGGCAAGAAUUCUCUACUCAAGCACACCUGCCUUCUCCCCAUGUCUGAGGGAUUCCAUGGCUUGCCUGGCUAUCCCAUUGAGAGGCAUUAAAAUUGGAAAGCUGUGUGAGUGAGCCCGCAGCUCAGAAUCACAGCAUUUUCAAAGAAAAGUCUUUGGUCACUUACCCAGACUGAAAGGGGAGAAUAGGGAGGUCUUGCAAAGGCUGCAGAAAACUUUUGCAAACCAUUUUUAGAUAUACCCGCAAUGGAAAAAAGGGUUUGUUUGUGGCACUGAAGUGUUUAACUAAAUUUUAUAAUUGAGUAGAAUGUGUGUAUGUGGUUUUAUAAUUUUUUUUUUUUUAUGUUGCCUUUAUUAAAAAAAAAAAAAAAAAUUCCAGGUAGGUAAAAACUCUUUAUAACAGGUCUUAACAACUGAUGAUUGAAACAGAUACAUUAUAAUGUAAUAUUAUGGAAUCAUAGGACAAAAUGGACAACAAGGUCUUCUGCUCUCGUCCUGUAAAGGCAUUGUGUAAGAUUUAAAAGACGAGCUGGCACUGUGAUUUUGCUGUCCACGUGGGAACUAUGCUUCCAUUUAAAGCUAGAUUUCAAACCGUCCCCUCCUUUUUCACAGCACCAGCACUGCCCUAUUGGUCCUCUGCGUUCUGUAGUAGUGAACAUUCUUGCAAAAUACUCGAGCCAUCCCACAUUUUAAUUUGGAUUUGAAAAAAAUUCAUAGUGUGUGGAUACGCUACUUUAAAAAAAUAAAAAAUAAAAAAUACAAAACCGAUUAAGCAGAACAAUUUCUUUUCAGUCCUAAAGUAGCCUGUGAUAAUUCCCAUUUGUCACUGGAAUAACUUUUGGUUGGUGUAUGGAUUCAUUAAACACCAGAAUUGAGAUAAAUCCACCUUUUCUGAUUUUUGCUUUGCUGAUUUCUUCCCACUUACCAAUUCCGAAGCAGCUUCCCUUCCAACUGCUAUGGAGCAGCUCCAGCCAACGGCAUGCCGGCUUUAUUCAUGGGCAGACCUGCUUUCAUGCUAUUGGAGACUUUUUUUUUUUUUAUGACUUUUUUUUUGACGAAAACUCAUUGUCUUAGCAAUUUUUUUUUUUUUCUCCAGUUCACAAAAACAGUACAACAACGUGUGUGGUUGCAUUCAAUAUGUUAUAUGUAGAGCGUGAGAGCAGUCGACAUACAGGGCAACGAUUGGCCAAUUGGGUCAUGAACUGAAGAAUUUUAACAAGCGUGAAUACACUUCUUUUAUAGUGCUAAGGGCAUCCAGACCUAGUCUCCUGUGUAUUUGCGUUGCUUGAUCACUUGAGCUCUAUGUAGGAUGUAAUGUGGCGUCGACUAUGGGAAUGGCUGAUCUUCGAUGCUUGAAAUUAUAAUGUAUAUUAAAUAUAUGGGGAUACCUGUCGCUUGUGUCUAGCUCAGAGUAAUUCUUAAGGUGGGAGGGGGUGUGCCAGAGGUUUUGUAUCUAUUCGAGCUGAGGUGGUGGACUUAUGUGAGAUGUGUUUACUUUUGCAUGUUGGUGAUUGACUGCAAGCAAGCAAGAUAGCUAACAAUUAUUUUACAACAAAUCUCUCACAUGAGUCCACCACCUCAGAGAAGCGUAAAUAAAAAAAUUUUAACUUAUGAAGGCUGUUUGAGAAAUAGACUUGGAUCUAGUGAGUUAAGUCGGGAAAGCAGCAUACAGGUUAGGAGCAGACCACUUAGGGAUAAACGGCCUCGUUGCUGGGCUCAGCCUAUGAGGUCCACCGCACUGUGCUCCAAAGUCUAGAGUCCUGCUGGAAAUGUAUGGCGGCUAGCAAGGUCUUCGCUUCAGCAAGGUCCUGGAUCAUAUGACGUUCUUCCCCGUGGGAGAUUGAGUUUGCGCGCCUGCCACCAUUGGUAUUGGAUAUUGUGCUUUCUGAGCAGGGAUGUAAAGGGCGCCAUUGAUAUUCUCCAUGCCAGCGUACCUCCCGAUAAUCAACAUAAAAGGUUACUGAAGGAAAGUGUUAAAUAAGAAACUUUAAACCAUUCUCGAAUGAUUUAACCCCAAAGUGAGACUGUAGCGGCCGUCCAGAGGUAAGCUGAUGCUCUCAGCCAAUCGGUGACCCCACAUUCCUAAAACUGACUUGAAAAGUAACAUAUUCACCCCCACCCUCAAAUAGACAGUUUUAUAAAUGGGGAUUCACUGAUUGACUGAGAGCAUCAGCUGACCACACUUUGUGCUUCCUGAAAAUGAGAUUCAGAAGCCGGAUACUGCCUGGGUUCCUGAGGAUUGACGUAGGAGGCUCUCUUUGGGGUUAAACCGUUCAAGAACCGUUAAUCCCUUAAAGUGAGAUUGUGGUCUGGGUGCCUAUAGUGUCCCUUUAAAUGUCAGUUUUUGGUGCUUUGUUAGUCUGUAAGCAGACUAUAAAACUUGAUCUUUUAAUAUCACAUAUUGGAAUAUUGACACCAAAUAAAGUCCAACAAUCUCGGUAAUGUGCAACAAAAAAAAUCCUUCUUGCCUAGUUGUCGGAGUAUAGGUUUUAUGGCUUUUGUAACAUAUGGCCUGUCCUUGGCUUGGUGGGUGGCUCACAUAUCAGGAUUUCCUGAUUAUUUUAUUAUUUAUAUAGCGCCAGCAAAUUCCAUAGCUAUGUACAAUUGAUCACUUGUGUGCGUCACAGUCAGCAGCACUUACUUGAACCAAGUCACUUUUACUGUAUAUCAUUGUGUAAUGUACAUGCUUUGAAACCUUAGGAAUUUUUUUUUUUUUUUUUUUUUUUUGGACAAGGUUCUAAAAAUGACAAAUUGCAGAUCUAGUUAUAGUAAAAUAUUGCUGUGGGUGUCAAGACUAAUAGUAAUGGUACACAUACUUAAUUUCUAGUGUGAUCCCAGCAUUACAAAGGGCAUAUUGUUAGACAUGUUCACAGGUCUUGGUAACACUUACAAUUAGUCUCUCAUUGCCAUUAUUAUAGCACUGAUACAUACUCAUCACUGCUGACCAAUCCUUCAUCGUUUAGGUCAGCAAGGCUUUUUUGUCCAGUCAAACAAUUCUCACAGUAAAGCAUUGCAGGCAUACAGCACACUUGUGUCAAUUGCUGCUAUUGUACUGGAAUAUUUUGUAGCAUUUCCGCUGGUCUUAUGGUAAACACACUCUAUGCUGUGAUUCGGAGUACGUUGUUUGAUCUUUACCCUGUUGAAAACGCCUCUCAUGGCAUACUACCUAGCUACACUUCUCAGCCUACCCUAUCUGUAGAAGUGUAGGUUGUCCUUCUUUUUUUUUUUUCCUCCUUCUUUCAUUUGUUUUGGUUGUACUAAGCAUAUCUCAUACAUCCCUGCGCUGCAGAUAUAGCUCAGCUGUUGCUAUUGUACUGAAAGCUAAACCUUCUGCUCUUGCAUUUGUUUAUUAAAACCACGAAUAAAAGUAAGGCAGUAGAAGCUAGAAGCAAACAGUUUCAUUCAUGAAACUAUUUAAGAGCAGUCAGGUAAUCUGUGCACAAAAGUUGUACGCUGCUGCUGAAACACCCUGUGCAUAUGUAGGAAGGUAGCAAGUGCUUUCGUAUAAAAUUUUGUUUUGGAUGCUUGUACAGAAUAGAUUAAUGCAGUUCUAUGUGAAGUCAUAUAUGGCUGACUCGAUAGAGGAAGUAACUAAGGUGUGUGUGUGUGUGUAUAUGUAUAUAUGUGUAUAUACACAUUUUCUUUAGUUUGUUUUUAUGUGCUAUUAAGCAUAUAUAAAGUAAAGUUUGUGUGGGUGGUUGUGAUGCGAGUUUGCUCCCUCAGAUCUGGUCAGGUCUCCAAAAUUCCACCUAAUAACAUACGCCUCAUGUGGCACCACCUCAUUUUUCCCCAUCUAGAAAACAAAUUUGAUAAGACAAUAGAGGCAGUGGGUUCUCACUUGGGUAAAAAUGUAUGAACUUUACCAACGUUGACCCUUUAACUUUAGUUCAUUUUUACAUUACAUACUUAUCAUGUACUGGGGAGCAGUGUGUAUUGUAUAGGAGUAGGCUUGUGCCUAGUCAGGUCUAUAAUUUUUGUUUGCUUGCAGACAAGGUCCUGAAAGCCUGUAGUUUAAUUACAGAAAUGUUUGAUAUAAAUACAUUCACUUUGCCCUUCUCUAAUAACUUGAAAGGAAGAACCCAAUAGAUGUGCUACUGUGUGAGCUUGAAUGUGAAAAAGAAGUUAGAUGUUCUGACUUUAUUCCUUGCAAAUUAAGGAAUACAGCUAUAACUUUUUUUUUUUUUUCAACACCUUGAAGUGGGUUGAUGCUACCAAACUCUCUUACUUAAUCAUUUUCCAGUCUGUCUUGCAUAGUUUUGCAAGACAGAUUUGGACAGUGAAGUUUUCUGGGUUUACAGAAAAAGUUUGACUGAACUCUUUCCUAGCGUCUUGGAUUUGUCAACCCUUCCCCUCCUCUAUCUUCCCUUUCCCCCCUUCCCUUUCCCCCCUUCCCUUUCCCCCCCUUCCUUUCUCCCCCUUCCUCUCCCCUUCCUUUUCUCCCCCUUCCUUUCUCCCCCCCUUCCCUUUUCUCCCCCCUUCCGCUCUCCCCCUUCCCUUUCUCCCCCUUCCUUUCUCCCCCUUCCCUUUCUCCCCCUUCCCUUUCUCCUUCCUUUCUCCCCUUCCUUUCUCCCCCUUCCUUUCUCCCCUUCGCUUUCCCCCCUUCCCUUUCCCCCCUUCCCUUUCCUUCCCAUUCCCCCUUCCUUUUCCCCUUCCUUUCCCUCCCUUCCUUUCCUCCUUCCCUUUUCCCUCCUUCCUUUUCCUCCUUCCUUUUCCCUCCCUUCCUUUUCCCUCCUUCCUUUUCCCUCCUUCCCUUUUCCCCCCUUCCUUUUCCCCCCCUUCCUUCCCCCUUCCCUUCCUUCCCCCCUUCCCUUCCCCCUUCCCUUCCCCUUCCUUCCCCCUUCCUUUCUCCCCCCUUUCUCCCCCCUUCCUUUCUCCCCCUUCCUUUCUCCCCUUCCUUUCUCCCCCUUCCUUUCUCCCCAGCCCUUCCCCCUUCCUUCCCCCCUUCCCUUUCCCCCCCUUCCCCCCCUUCCCCCCUUUCUCCUCCUUUCCCCCCCUCUUCCUUUUUCCCCCCUCUUCCUUUCCCCCCUCUUCAGCUUUUCCCCCUCUUCCUUUUUCCCCCCCUCUUCCUUUUCCCCCCCUCUUCCUUUUCCCCCCCUCUUCCCUUUUCCCCCCUCUUCCCUUUUCCCCCCCCUCUUCCUUGCACCCCCUCUUCCCUUUUUCCCCCCCACCCUUCCCCCCCCUUCCCUUUUCCCCCCCCCUUCCCUUUCCCCUUGUUGAGAUGGUCGCGAAGCCAACCUCCCAUUCUGCAGAGCCGCCUGCACGCUCUCAUUCCCCUGCGCUGGUUCAGCGCCAGGAGGCUGUAAUUAAAUUCCUUUUUCUUCCUCCCGGGCACUGAUAUAUAUUGAAACAGCCCCACUGGACCCAAGGAAAGCCCCUCCAGCGCCCACAAGGUAGGUAAGGAUGGUGCUAAUAUGUCUUUUUUGUGUGUAUCAAAUAAAUAACGUGUGUGUGUGUGUGUGUGUGUGUGUGUGUAUAGGUCAUCAGCUCCCCUUUGGUCACAUGGGAAUGGUGUUUUUACUUCCCUUUUUUUCCCCAACGAUGAGCACGCCUCCAUAGCUGCAAUUAUCAUUCUUAUUCUUAUCAUCCAUAGGAAAGCAUUGGGAAGCUGUUGAGCAUGCACAGCGAAAUGCUGCACAAAUCGGCAUCUCCUCAUAGAGAUGUUUUAAAUCAAUGCGUCUCUAUGGGGAACGUUCAGCUCCUAUGCAGAGCGUGGAGAUGCUGAAUGAAGAUAUGAGACUCUUUAGUGUCUAGAUAGCAGAAACUUUAGUUAAAAAAAUAAAUAAAAAACAUUUCAACAACAAAUAUACAAAUCUUAAUGGAACAUGCUAUAGACACCAGAGCCACUAAAUUAAGAUAGUGGUUCUGGUGACUAUAGUGUUCCUUUAAGAAUUGUAUUUUUGUCAUUGGGGAAAAAAAACUGGCUCCUAACUUUUUUAGAUGGCUCCUAUAUUUAAAGCAAAUUUGUCAAGCCCUGGGUUAACCUUCCCUCCGCUUGAAGUGUAUUGUGCUUGUGUUUUUCUGACUCAUUUGACGAAUGAGUAAGUCCUUGAUCAGAGUUCCUGGCAGAGCCUGACCCACAAUCUGACACAUGCAUAUACCAUCCCCGGAAGCUGUGACAUCAUUAAUAGAGCAAGCAGUUCCAGCACAUGUGUUAACAUAACUUAAUAAGCUUUAACUGAGCUCAAGGAAAAAUCAAAUGGUUAAUGCUGAAUGUGUUAUUUUCAUUUUAGUGACGUAUUGUGCCCUCUUUAGCUCUGCAAAUGUUUAGCUGUGUAUGUAGAAUUUAUCAAGUCCAAAAAAGCUGUCUUGUGUAUAAUAGACAAGUUUUUUUUUUUGUUUGUUUUGUUUUGUAUUACUGAGGCAAACACGCAUGUUGUGCAUGUGUUCGUGGAAUUAUUCACAGCUGAUAUUUUUGUUGUGUAUUAAGACGUGUAUCCACUAAAAUUACUGUUUACAACUUAAGGAAUUAAGAUUUUUUUUAAACUUUUUUCCCCCUCUCCUUCAAGAAAGACUGACAUGUGAAUUUAAAAGCAGAAUAUUGUGCUUCAGUUAAUCUCUUCCCAGCAGCCCAUCUCCAAAAGCUUAAUUUGGCUAGAUUCAGGUUUUCCUGUCUGUACAUAGCCAUAUCUGUUGCGGGUGAGCUACCCAUUAAUUUAUACCUGUUGUACAUGCCUGAACGAUUGUCAGUGGGGGUGUUGUUCAAAGCUCCUGGCCCUAGUAGACUCAUUGCUGUACACACAGGGCUUCCUGCCAGAACAACAGCAGUGAGAGUGUAUCGCUUCAUCUCUACUGCUAUUGGCUUCGUUUCACUUUUGUUUGCAACAAACUUGCCAAGUGUCGUGUGUGUCUGUUAACACAAAUAUGGACCAUUGUGCAAAAUAUUUUAUAAACCUGUAUUGUACCCACCAAUGUGAAUGCAAUGUUUAAACACUGGAAAAAGUUUUUAACUAUGCAUUUAAAUGUUCCUACUGUAUUGUCCUGGAUCUAUCGGUAAGUUGCAUUUAUUCCACUGUAAAACUGUUGUAUCUCAAUCUUUUUGACAGAAUUUGCAAUUCUUUCAAUGGGGUGAUCUUAGUUAAGUGAGACUUCCAGGUUCCUAAACUUUUUCAGUUCCCAUUAUUGUAUUGGAACUGGGUGCAUAUGUAUGCUCCCCCCCUAAAAUCCCAAUCUAGCUGUAAUUUAUUGUAGUUUAGGCCUACAUAGCAGACAUACAUUUUACAUGUACAACAUAUCCAGAUGCUAAUCAAAGUAUCGGACUGUUGUAAAUGCUGAAAUGGCUACACGUAGCUCUAAACAGAUUAUUUACUAAAGUGAGAAUUCAGUCUAUUUCAAGUUUAAGGCAUUACAGUCAAACUGAAAGCAUAGUUGACGUAGAGAAUUAUUCUUGUUUGGCUAGUUUGACCUUAAAGGAGCACUAUAGUCACCUAAACGGCUUUGGCUUAAUGAAGCUGUUUUAGUUUAUAGAUCAUGCCUCUGAAGUUUCACUGCUCUCUUCUCUGCCAUUUAGGAGUUAAAUCACUUUGUUUAUGUAGCCCUGGGCACACCUCCCCUUGUUGUGACUGACACAGCGUGCGUGGGGAAAAAAUAAAAAAACUGGUUACAAUUUCAAUCAGGUGUACCUCAUACGCCCGCUGUAAAUUUGAGCACUGGAAGCGAUCAUGACACUCACUCGCCCCAUCCCAUCCCAUCCCAUGCUCUGCCUGUACGGAGUGCCUCGAGGGGUCGAGGCACUCUGUUUUAAAAAAAAUAAAUAACCCCUACUCUCCCUCCCCAUGUACUUACCGUUCCCCCGCCGGCGAUCGGUAUUCAGCCCAGACAGUGCACCUCUCCAAUUUAGGACCCCCAGGGGCCAUGUGACCCCUCUAAAAGGGCGGUCACAUGGCCACAAUAGGUGUCUACAGUGCUGCCAGCAGGGGGACUGCCUGAACGGACAGGCAGUCCCCCUGCUGGUGAAAAAGUAAAAAGAAAAUUAAAAUAAAGUAUGUAUGUUGCAUAUAACCUCAUACUAAGUGUAUUUAUAUAAAUAUUCUAUCUCUAUCAAAAAAGAAUGGCUGCUCACCGGACUUAAAAACAAAAAAAUUUUUAUUGAAUGUUAAAAAUCGACCAACGUUUCAGUCACCAUUUCUGAAGAAAGUCCCGAAUGGGGACUGAAACGUUGGUCUAUUAUUUUUUUUUUUUUUAACAUUAUUCAAUAAAAAAAUUUUUUGGUUUUUAAGUGAGCAGCCAUUCUUUUUUAAUAUUUGUGUCUAUUGGAGCUCUGGCACAUGUACCCGGCGUUGGAAUUAACUAAGCGUGAGUGCAAGGGUUUUUAUAUAUAUUAGAGUAAAAUUAUAUUUGAGUAUAUAUAUUAGAGUAUAUAAAAAACUAUAUAGUGUGUGUGUGUAUAUAUGUAUAUAUAAUUUUAUAAAAAAAUAACUAAACGGUAAUUAUUUAAAAAAAAUUUAAAUGUAUAAUUUGAUUCUAACUGUAUUUUGAUAUUAAUGUAUAUCCACUUAAAGACCGUGGACGUAUUAGGUAUGUCCGACAAAAAAGUCGUGAUCUGCAGGGGAGGGGAGAGGGAAAGUCCCCCUGCAGCAGCUCUCGCCACCAUGAUCAUAUCGCCGCAAUAGGACUCUAGGAGCUGCUAUCAGGGGGACUGUCUGAGCGGUCACGCAGUCCUCCGGGCUGAUAAAAAGUAAAAAUAAAAUAUAUUAUACAGGUGGUCCUCAUUUAGCGACCUACCUGUUUUACGAUGGCCUAGUCGUAAACUUCCCCGAACAUAAACGAAUGCACCAGAGCAGGGAAUCCUUGAACUCCUCACUUACCGACAGAUUUGUUGUGCGAAGUGUCUUUAAUUAUAAUAUACAUAUAUAGGGGUGGUUAUGUAUGUGUGUGCAUAUAUCUAUCUCUAUACACACACUUAUAAAUUGAAGAAAACAUUUUCUACAAAAACACCAACUUUGGCCUGCGUUUGUGACUAAGUGAAUACUAGGAAAAUACUGAACAUACCCCAUUUUGAAUACUGGGUUUUCUAUGUUUACAAAUGGUAUGCCAUUAUGGGGUAAUUUUCAUUCCUGGGCUGCUAUACAGUCUCAAAGGCAGCAUAGGCUCAGCAAACCAAUCUGGAAAAUUUCAGUGUGCAAACAUGGGGAAAAGGGGAUAGCCCUACAUUUGACCCAUGUAAGUUUGUGUGUGUAUCACUGAACUUGGGAGAUGUUGCUGAACACAUAUUGGGGUGUAACCCUUACAGGUCUCUGUACAUGUAUUUUUAAAUUGCUGUGUCAAAAAAUCACUAUUAUUUAAUUUGGAAUAGAAUGGUGGUAAAAUGGUUGCAUGAAAAGAGUCAAAAUAUCCCACGUUUAAUACCUUAGGUUGUCUUCUUUUAAAAAAAAAAAUAUAUACAUGUGAACGGUUAUUCAGAGAUUCCUGACCGAUAUCAGUGUUACAAUGUAACUUGCGAUAAUUUUGGAAAAAAAAAAAUGGUUUGGAAAUGGCAAAGUGCUACUUUUACUUAUUGCCCUAUAACUUUCCAAAAAAGCCAAGAGCAUGUUAACAUUGGGUAUUUCUAAAUUCAGGACAAUAUUUAGAAACUAUUUAGCAUGGGUGUUUUUUGGCGGUUGUAGAUGUGUAACAGAUUUUGGGGGUCAAAGUAAAAAAAAGUGUUUAAAAAAAAAACAACAACUUUAUAGUAAAUUAUAUGAUGAAAAUAAUGGUAUCUUUAGAAAGACCAUUUAAUGGCGAUAAAAAAACGGUAUAUAAUAUGUGUGGGUUCAGUAAAUGAUUAAGAGGAAAAUUACAGCUAAACACGAACGCAGAAAUGUAAAGAGGUUCUUAACGGUAAGAAAAUUGAAAACCGGUCUGGUCACUAAGGGGUUAAUAGAUUUUAUCUCCUGCUCUCUAAAUUGAACUUUAAUCAAAUACAGGAGGCUCCUGCAGGGUCUAACAAGCUAUUAACAGAGCAGGAUAUAAGAAUCUAAAUACAACAGAAUGUGCAAUAAAUUAAGGAUAAACAUUGUCUGACUCUACAGCAGGCUUCCCCAAACUUCAGCCCUCCAGAUGUUGCUGAACUACAGCUCCCAUGAUUCUCAGCCUAUCUAUUUAAUUCAUAGAAUCACGGGAGUUGUAGUUCAGCAACAUCUAGAGUUUGGGGAAGCCUGCUCUACAGGAAGUGUUGAGGAAAGCUGUGCAAGUUACAUGUUGGGGAGGUGUGCCUUUUAAAUGAGAAAUUAAUUUUGAAUUCGUAAAGAGGCUCUGUCAAACAAUUGUGGUGUUUUCAGACAAAAUCUGGCCAUUACCGUAUAUACUCGUGUAUAAGUCGAUCUCAUGUAUAAGUCGAGGGCAGUUUUGUGACCAACAAUUGUGAAAUAUGCUAUGCCUCGUGGAUAAGUCGAGGAUAAAACUUGGGACUAUGAAAUUCUGUGAUUUUAGAAUUAUAUACACACACUCAUACAAACACACUCUGCAUUAUAUACACACACACUCAUACAAACACACACACUCAUAAACAAUCUGCAUUCUACACACACACUCAUACAAACACACAUACUCUGCAUUAUAUACGCACACACUCUGUGUGUAUAUAAUGCAGAGUGUGUGUGUGUUUGUAUGAGUGUGUGUGUAGAAUGCAGAUUGUUAGUGUGUGUGUAGUGUGUGUUUGUAGGAGUGUGUGUUUGUGUGUGUGUGAACUGGGUGGAAGGAGGGCAUUUUUAUUAUAAAUUUUUUAUUUUAAUAUUGUAAGUUUUUUUUUCUUUUAUUUUAUUUGAAUAUUUAAGGUUUUUAUUUUUUAUUUUUUUUAUUUUAUUUUAUUUUAUUUGAAUAUUUAAUUUUUUUUUAUUUUAAUAUUUAAAAUUUUUUUAUUUUAAUAGUUUUUAUUGUAUUUUUUUUUUGUAUUUUUAAUUUAAUUUUUGUCCCCCCUCCCUGCUUGUUAGCUGGCCAGGGAGGGGGGCUCUCACUACCUGGUGGUCCAGUGGAUGGGCUGUGCAGGAGGGGGGGGCUGACAGUGAGAGGUUACUUACCUUCCUGCAGCUCCCUUCUCCUCCGUGCAGCUCUUCUGACAGCUCCCACUGGAAGUCUCGCGAGAGCCGCGGUGACCCCGCGGCUCUCGCGAGACUUCCAGUGGGAGCUGUCAGAAGAGCUGCACGGAGGAGAAGGGAGCUGACAGUAGCUGCAGGAAGGUAAGUAACCUCUCACUGUCAGCCCCCAACAGGACCGCCGGGCUUGUAAUGAGCCCGGCGGUCCUUGUCUGUAUUAUGGCAAUGUAAAUUGCCAUAAUACAGACAUUAACUCGAGUAUAAGUCGAGUGGGGGUUUUUCAGCACAAAAAAUGUGCUGAAAAACUCGACUUAUACUCGAGUAUAUACGGUAUGUUUUUAUUGGAAUUUCAUUCAGACUAAUUAAAUUUUGAUGUGGUGAGCGACUGCAUUUUGCAGCAGUUUAGUAUAUAACUCCCUCAAUUGGCAACUUUGUGGGAUUGCCAUAUUUAAGGAUAACAAUUUAGGGAGCUGUUUAGUAGUUAGCUCUUUUUUAGUGUCUUUAUGGCAAUCCCACCAGGAUUAGGGACCUUUAAGAAGCUUAAAGACCAAAAUUACGAAAUGCCCUUACUUUCCUUUGUUUUUGUGUUUCAGGCAACUUUACGAAUUUGAAAUAAAAUUUUUUUUUUUUUGCUAAAUUAGGUUAAAUCUUCGCCCCUUCCCACUGUGCCACAAGUAGGGGCAUGUCUAUCAAUUGAGAAUGAGUCCAUGGCUACUCAAUGUUCUAAAGACAAGCAGCUUGGUAGCUAUUGCUGCCCAAAUUCUAACCCAACCAAGGGCGACCUGACAGAGGUCUCCCAUGCCCCCAGUAGUGGGCCACUUGGGGAAAAAAAAAAAUAUUCAAUGGGGAACCUAGUGCUUGGAGUUAAAUUACACGGUGUGGGAACGCUUUAUAAGGUUUUCCCUGCCCUACAAGCACAGUCAUUUACACAUUGUUUGGGCACAAGUCAACGUUCCAGUACAUUUAUUUAUAAUCCUUGAGUGUUAAAUUUUGCUGUCGAUUUAUGGCACCUCCACAAAACAGAGGCUACUUACUAACCCAGCUGCAAAUGGUGGGUCUUCCUCACCCUCACUGCAUUCUGCCUCCAUGGGCCAGUAGAAUGCUACUCAUAGAGAGGCAUUUAAUGAAUUGCCUUCUGCUAUAAGCAGGUCUACAGUUUAGGAAAUGGCACUCUCUCGGAUGUCUGACAGCAGUGCUUGUUCAACCUAGGAUAAAAAUGUAGAUUUAUUUUGAAAUCUGAACUGCAUAGCGGGUUUGGUGUGCUCCUUUAAGAAGUAGUUCAGUUACGCCAGUAACAAUCGAUCUUAAAAUUAUGUGGACUGUUCUAGGUUUCUUCAAAUCUGUCCUUCAUGUUGGCCCACCAAAGAUGGGGGCAGUGAAAGGUUGGUGACGCUCGGCUAUCAGCCUACCAGAACCCUGGUUAACAAGGAAGUGUUAGCUAGAUUAGGAAUGGUUUGCGAGACUUCAUGUGUGGCCUGGUACUCUAGUUGAUGAUUAAACUGUAGUAGAUUGAAUUGAACCAAGUGAUGCCAAGAUGAUACUCUAGCCGUUAGAACUGCAAGGUAUGAAGUGGUUAUAAUAAGUAAUCUGUUUAUGAUGUGGUGUUAAAUUCUUAUAUUAAACAUAAAGCUAGUGGCCUCAGAAACCAGUUCAGCCCAAGGACAACUAACGGAAACCAGUCCUCAAUCGGGAUGAUCCCCUGUAUAGAUGAAAAUCAGCAGGCACAUCCCAAAAAGGGUAACUCAUAUCAUGCUUUAAAGGAUACUUACUCCAAAACUGAGUUUCUGAAGUGUAAAACAUGUUAAGAGUUUUUGGGGUCUGUCUGCUAGCUGUCUGGUGGGUGUUGAUUACAAAGGUCUAUUGAACACUUUUUUUAAUUGUGUGUUUUUCUCACUUAAACCGUUAAAUUCUACAAAGGGUGUAUAUCUGGUCUUUUACAGUAUAAAGAAAUCAUGUACGGUAAGAGGACGUAUUUUAUUGUUGCUUUAGCUCCUCUUUAAAGUUUUUUUUUUUUGAUCUUCUGUCUGAAAAGUAAUGACUUGUGGUCUAGUCCUAUAGAGAAUAUAUUCUAGCAAUUCAUGUUGUAUGUAACACAAGGAAACAAUUUAUAGGCAGAAAGUGCUAAAUAGUUUCUAAGCAAAUUUUUGCUGAAAUCGAUUAGGAAUAUGGGUGUGAAAAUUACCAUGUACUACUUUUAGAUCUACCUUAAAGGGUUACUCUAAGAACCAUAACCAUUUCAGAUUCCUGUCAAUCAAGCAUUUGGGAAAAAAAAAAUCUGGUCUGGAUAUAUCCAUCUAUACAGGUUGUGUGCAGCAUGCGCACAUCUUUGACAGCGUUUUCUAUCCAGGAGUGUUCUGAGCAAUCGACCACACGUCUAAAAUGAUGGCAGCCAAGGAAUAGCUACUAGAAUCAGUGAUGAUUGGAAUUGCUCUCUACUAAUAAACUACUUAUCCACAUUGUGCAGAGAUUUAUGAAGUUGUUUCUAUACUACACUGCUUGCAAAUUGCCAUAUUUAAACCCUAGUUUCCUGUCAACACUUUUAUUGAAAGGAAAUAGAUUUUAAAACCUAGUUUUUUUGUUGUAAACUUAAUUUUUUUUUGGCCUUCAAAGCUACCUGGAAAAUGACUUUAUUAGGCGUUUUUGUGGGCAAUGUUCUUGAUGGGUGCUGGGUUGGUUUCCUUUUUUUUUUUGUUUGAGGUGUCUGUUAGUUUGAAUUGCCUACCGAGGAAAACUGAAUAACUUUAAAGCAAACCUGUCAUCACCUGACCUUCUGCUCCUGUGCCACAUUAUGCUCACUGAGCCCCCAUAUCAAAACAAAAAACCCUGCCAAGUGACAGUGCUGCUUUACACCACAACAAAAAGGAAGAACUGAUUUUUAAAAAUUAUGUAUUUUUUUUUUUUGGAUUUUUUAUUUAUUUUUUUUGGUUAGCCUUGGUUUUCUUUUUAUAUAAAAAUAGAAACCACUUUUAAAGAUCAUGCUUACAUAGAGCCGAAGCAUAGCUCCUCUGAUGCUAAAGGUUAUCGAUCCACAAUAAGUCAAUCUAAAGAACUCCACAAAGGACAAACUGCCGACCUCGUGAACAGAGGUAAAUAAAGUGGUGUCCCCAGUAUUGCAAUCUGCCACAAGGCAGAAAAGAUCUAGUUUUUUUGUCUUUAGUUUAAGUACAAGAGGUACUAAGGGAACCUAAGAAACACCAUGGUGCGUUAAUUUUAUGUCAAUGCUCCUGUGCAUUUUUUUAAUUUUUUUUUACAGUUGGGGUUGAGCAUUGGUAAAAUAGAGAUGGUUGUUUAUUGAUUAACUUAUUCUAGACAAUUAAUCCAUAUGGAAUAGAAGUAAACACAAACCAUGAUAAGCCAUAAAUGUGUUCUCGACCUCGUAUUUCCUUCCUUCCUUUUUUUUUGUAAUUCUUUCUUUUGAGACAUUGAGUUAUGCGGUACAGAAUGUGAACAAGAAUAAAGGAGUUGGCGCAAAAGUCCAGAUGUUAAUCAAACAGUUGAACAGUAUGCUCCUGGCAGAUCUGUCUCGUUUUUUUUUUUUUUUUUAAAUAAACAAGCUAGUCUAAUUAGUAACAACAAGCUAUAUCAUAUAGUGCAGUAAAGCAAACAAUAGGUAAGUAAACAGAAGUGAUAUACAGUUUUUGGUUUUAUCCCUAUUGUUAUGGUAGAUCUAGGCUAGUAAAAGUAGAGUAGAUUAAUACAUGCUAGGUUUAGCUUUAUAUGUAAGAUUGGGUAACGUCUACAUAGUCUAGUUUUUAGUAAGUGAAACAUUCUAUGCUUUGGCAGGAGGCCGGAUAGAUGCAGUAAGGCAUAUGUAUGUACUGUGCACAUAGGAUACAGGCUAGGCAUGAGUAGCAGAUAAGGCUGACUUUUGAUUUGUACAAUGCUAUGUCACAGUGCUUGCUUGGUAAAAAAAAACCGGAUCGGGCUAUGCAAGGUAACAAGGGUUAAUGUUUUGGUACUCUCAGGGUGCCGGAUCAAACCUAUGGAGCCUUUGUCCUGCACAGCUGCUAGUAAAACUGUUAUAGGUGCUUAUAAGGUAUAUGCACGUGGUCAAUGACUAACUGGCAUGGCUUAAAUAUAGACUGGCAAUGCAUGAAUUGUAAACCGCUGACAUCAGGCAGAGGUAGGGGAAAACAGAGCAUUAGGGAAAAACAAAUCAUUAAAGCAGGGUGAAUGUAGUGGUUAAGAACCGUGCUCAGCUGCAGUAAAGAGUUCUCUUAGCUCUGACUCUUCACCCGAUGCUGCUUACGUGCUGGAGCAGAUAGUUCAUUCUUUGGCCCGGUAGCAAAUCCAAUCUGAGCGGGAGUGCAGCCUGGAAUCCCAUGCCUCCGUUGCUUGUCUUGGGUCUCCCAGAGUUCUUUCUGCUGGUGAGGUUGGUCGGGUUCCUGCACACGAAUACCAGUUGGAGGGGCUUGUGUGUUGGCAGGGUCAGAAUCUGUUGUGGUGCUGCAGCGUGCAGGCUGCUGCCAGGUGGAGUGGGUGAGUACGUCUAGGUGUGCGUUUAGUUGCAGCAUGGCGCUGUGGAGGUGGGGAGCCCCUCCACCUCUGAGGUUACUGGUGAGCCGAUGCUCCAUUUCUGCGUGCGCGAGUCCCAGUGUGGUCUCUGGCCUUUCCGGGGAUGGUGGCGCGGUCGGUUGCCGUGUGUUGCUCGCUUGAUGCUCCGUUUGCUCUCCAUAUUCUGUGGCUGACGGUGCGGGUUGGCUUGUGGCCAUGUAGGGCUGCAGCUCAGUGUUUUAGCCGGUUCUCUGUCUGUUGAACAUCGUGGGGGGCUGUGCCCGGGUGGGUCUUCGGCUUCUGCAUCCUAAUCCGGUGCCAGUUAGCUUUAUCUGGUUGGCUUAGUGUGGAUGCCAGUGCCGUGGUGCAGACCGUUGGUGGCUGUACAGGCGGGGUCCUUUCCUCCAAAUUGGCCCAGAAGCGCUCACAGAUGGCAUCAAACCUUGCCUGAAAUGUCUUUGUGCUGGCAUCUGUGCUGUCCGCCAUUUUGCUCUGGCCUCGUGUCUCUCGCCUGUCGGUCCCUCUCCCCUGGUUAGUACCCUAUGCUGGGGGUGGACCGGGAUAACCCUGCCAGUCUAGAGGGGGGGGACGAGAACCCCGCUGCAGGAGCUCAGUCUGUCUUGGCGGCAGAGUAGCGGCUGUCUCCUCCGCGCCAGCCAUGUGGGUAGGCCUCAUCCUCAUCUCGGGGAAAUAUUACUCACUGUGUGUCGCGGAAGGUAUCCACUUGUGCUUCUGACUGUCACCUCCUUUUUGUGUCGGUAAGAUGUCUUUUGGUCAGUGGAGUCCGCUCUAUACGAUUUAGGUAGGGAGAGCUGAGGAGAUAUGCUUCCUCAGCUCUCUGGCUAGGCCUCGCCCCACUUAUUUCCUUCCUUUUAACACAAAUUAACAGACCACACAAAUAUUAACUCUUAUCAACCUAUAUAUGGGAAACAGAAUUUUUGCUGUCGGGUAUGCCUGUUCAGCAUACAUGUCUUGAUGAAUCUUAGAAUAUUCCAGCAUGCACAUAUUGUACAUGCUAAUUAAACAGUUGAAACAAACUGUGCUUUCUUUCCACGAUUAUGGAAAGUGUGGUUGGUUUUCUAAUGUAUCCUGAAGACGCUAAACUUGCUCUCGUGAAUACUUUUGAACUUACCACCAUAACAGCAUGUCUAAUCUUUUAAAUGAUACAGUAGGAAUUAUGGCCCUCUAUCCUCGUUGUGAUCAAGUAGAAAAAUUCCAUGUUUGGCUUUUUUUUUUUUUAUCUUGUGUAAAUUCUUUUUAUAAUUUUAGUUUUUCUCCUUCUCUGAAAGUAAACGUUUCACUUUGCUUGUGUAGAUGGGUAACAAGGGACUGUUAUUUAUGAGCAAUAUGCCUACUGUCCUAUAUAUUGGGAUAGCAUACAAAUACUGUAUUUGUCAUGUAAAGGCUGCAGCCCCAUCUACGAAUGCACAUGAUUUUUAAUCUCUAUAGAUGGCAAGCUUCUUCAGCUGCUUGAGAUCUCACUAAAUUGCCACCUCAUUACCUUUACAUUUUACCUGUAGCUGCAUUUAUCCUUUAAUUCUCUCUGGCCAUCACCUCCAAAUUUAUCCUGCUUCCUCUUGUUUCAAUUCCCCACAUGAACAUCUAAAUUGUUAGCUCAGGGGCUGUUUAGCCAAGUGCUCUGUAAAAAAAAAGACCUUCACUGGUUAGAUCUCAGCUCGGGCAGAGGCUUUAUCCUUUGUAUUAAACCGUGUGUAUUGUACUGUGGUUUUCCUCCCCCAGUUAUACAGCACUGCAGAAUGCGUUGGUGCUUUUUAAAUGCCAGUAAUGAUAUUGGUGACUUUAAAUUAUAAUUAUUGGUAUUUAUAUAGCAGCGCUUUACAGUAAGAAGGGAAUUUACCAAAUGAGACCAUAACAAAAUGUAACAAAAACAACAAAGUUGAGGAUCCUGCUCAAACGAGCUUAUUUAAAUGUUAUGCAGUUUGGUUUGAAGCUGGUUUAGUUAUUUCGAUGUUUAGAUUUCAGACAUAUGCCAAACUUGCAGUCAGUCUUUGAGUACAGUCUAGGUAUAUCUGGUUUGGUAAGAAAAGAAUGUAUUUAGGUCAGAUUACAGUUCAUCAAUGACCUUUUAAGGGCAUACAACAAAAUUAGUAUAUAAUGCAAAUACAUGGGAUUUAACAAUGCAGUAGUUACUAGACAUGCAAGUCUCUUAAAACAUUUUUUUUUUUACCAUCUAGAACUUUUAGAAUGUUAUAUAAAGUAGGUAUGCUGUACUUUCUAUUAAGACAACUAGACACACCCAGACCACUUAAUUCCAGUGAAUUGGUAAGGGUGCAUUGGUCCUUUAGUUUUAACCUUGCAAUGUAAAGCAUUCCCAUUUAGUACAUUUGACAAUGCUCACAUUGCAGGGUUAUAAGACUCUAGUGGCUGUCUGACAGCCAGUAGAGGCACUUUCACUGUGAGAAUGUGGUUCUUACACCUAAAUUUCAAUAGUUGUACAGCACUGCAGCACAUGCAAGUUUUUAAAAGUUAUUUUUUUUUUGUCCCCAUGGCUCCUUAAUGAGGAACAUUUUUAGAAGUUUAGGCGUGAUGUCGCAAGAUGCAAAUGGUGUUAUCCUAAUGUCUCCUGACACAUGGUCAAUACAAGGCUUCUGACAGUUGCUGUCCUUGCUAAUGCCCUUUUCAGCAUAGCAAUUGUUACACUAUGAAGUUUAAGUUUGUAAAGUGCCACCAAAUUCUGCAGCACUGUACAGUGGUGGGUGGAUUAACAAAUGGUUGCAUCAAGACAAGUUCAGCGCUGCAGAAUAUGUGGGAGCUUUAUAAAUCCCAGUAAUGAAUGAACGUACAGGAACAGCAAAGAAAAACUUUAUUUUAAAUACUCUUUUGGCAAAACCAUCUGAUUUUACUUUGAUGUAAUCUGCCUUUUUUUAAAAAAAUUUGUGGCAACAGUAAACAAGAAAUGUAAAAUAAAAUCCAAAUUAUAGCGAAUUCAUAUCCAUAAGCAAAAUUUAGACUUAAAUAGCAGAUCUGGAAAAAUAUUGGCUAUAGUCGCAGCUUGGCACCUUGUUUCCAAAUUUUGUUCAAAUUUAACUUGCUACAAACCUGAGUUUAAAGAUUAGAUCCCAAGAUUUCUUGUUGCGGAGGCUGUGUGUCUGUGUGUGUGUGUGAGUAUGUAAAGAGGUUUGUAGGUAAGCAUGUUUUUAAAUUUGAAUAAAUCUUUGUACAAUGACACUUGGAUUAAGUGAUUAUUUAGCUUUAUUUAAAAUGUUAUCUAAUAACGUGAUUGCUGAGCAGAGAACGUCUUCAGCCAUGGUAUUUUCUCUGUUCUUGAAGCGCCACCUAGGGAAGAUUCUCUGUAUUGGUAAAUUGUUUAAAUUUCACUUACGUUUUCGAUCUAAUGCGAUAACCUGGAUAGGAUUUGUUUGAAGCAUGUUGAAAAUCUUUUGUCUUUAUAAAACAUGAGCACAAUUACUAUGCGUAUGUGGCAAAGUGAUGAGUAGUAACAGAUUUUGUAAAAUUAUACAUUGAUGUCCAUGGAUUAGGGCUUAGACCAGGGGUGUCCAACCUGCGGCCCCCCAGAUGUAGCUGAACACCAGCUCCCAUGAUUCCCGGGCUAUCUGUUUCAUUGAAAGAAUCAUGGGAGUUGUAGUUCAGCAACAUCUGGGGGCCGUAGGUUGGACAGGCCUGGCUAGACUAAGGCUGACAAAUAGUUUUAGGAACCUAUUAAGAAACAUGCCUAAAAUGCAACCCUGUAUUAUAUGCACCACUAAUUGUGACAUGGAUAGGAGAGCGUGCAUGUUGGCUCUUUAUAAAUACCAGUAAUAAAUAAAAUGGAUCAUUCAGCUUCAUUAAAUAUUCAUAUUGAGCCCAUGUUUGUUCUUAUACACCCAAAUCAUUCUGAUUUUAUUUAUUUAUUAUAAAGCAAAUCCCUCCUGCUUCUAAAUAUUUUACUAUGGAAAAUCCAAAAGUACUAAAGACCGCUUCACAAAAUGAAAACAAGGGUCUCACAAUGCUUUUUUUUUUUGUUUUUAAAGAGGUAGGUUCAGUAAAGUUUUACUUUUACAUCUUUCUGUAGUGUUAAUUGUAAAUUACAUUACCUACCCUCUUACCACUUUUUUUUUUUUUUUUUGGAUUGCUGACUUAUUUCUAGUAAGGCUUCAUUGACCUUCUAAAUGAAGCCUUGGCUUACCACGGUUUCGGGGGGUGUGUGUUCUUGUUAAAUCACCUGUUUGUGUGUGUGCUUUAUUCUGCUACUUCUGUCUUUUGAACUCUGUGACCAGGGAGCAGUGCACGUGAUCUCUGAGCUCUGUGUAUAGAGAUCACCGCACAAGAUGUGUAACCAGUUGUGGUAUUUCCAACUAAAUCAUCUCCAAUCAUUGCAGUUUUAUGCUGUGUGUAAUGGGCUGUUUCUUUACAUACAUAUGUACAUGGAAUUCUUUCUAUCCAAGCCUUUCACGUGGAGGCAAAAGGAGCACAAUUAUGGUUUUCUGUACCCUACCUAAAAAAAAAUACAGAAUGCUUUGUAAUAGUAUCAUUUCUUUUUUUUUUUUUUUUUCAUCUCUCUACCUCCCCACUCAUAAAGCAGAGGUGUCAGAUUGCACCAGUUCUUUCUUCAGUAAGAACUUCCGUAAGGUUAGGUGUAAAAUGCACUUACCUAUACAUCUCUGUGCUGUCCAGGGCAGUGUUUUGGCCUUAUGAUACUCCAACCUCGCACGCGCCUUUGAAUAUGCUUUUGCUGUGUCAGGGAAGCCUAGAAUGCAGUGCAAAAUAAAAUUCAAAACUUUUCAAAUGAGAACUGACACAGCCUGCGUGGAAACAAAAUGGUUUCACUUUAAUCAGAUGUAACUUACUUUAAAAGUUUUUUUCUCCUGCUCUGUAAAUUUGGCUUUUUAUCAAACAGAGGAUGCUCCUGCAGGUUCUAUCAAGAUAUUAACAGAGCAGGAGAUUUAAAAAUCUAAAUUAUACUUCCUUUAUUGCAAAUUGUUUAAACAUUAGCUGACUCUUUACAGGAAGUGUUUAGGAAGGCUAUGCAAAUGGCAUGCAGGGAGGUGUGACUAGGGCUGCAUAAACAAAGUGAUUUAACUCUUAAAUGGCCAAGAAUUAAGCAGAGAGAAUGUAGAGUGAACUAUACAUCAAAACUGAUUAAGCUAAAGUUGUUUUGGUAAAUAUAGUGUCCCUUUAAUAGCUCCAAGUUAUGUGCUGUGAGAAUGUUAUAGUGUUGUUGCAAGGUGGUUGUUUGUGUUUGCCUUGGUAAUGGAGCACUAAUACUGUAGUUAAUAAAUAUGGUGCAAUUACCAACUGCUUUAAUGUGUUGAAAGUAAAACAGAGGACACUCAGUGCUUUAUAUUUAAUCUUUGUUUGCAUAUCUUGUUUUCCAUGCUUAUUUUUUAUUAUAUUGUCAUUUAGUUUUGUUUGUGUCCUGUUGGAUCAGCAAAUAAUUGCUGACUAAUUAUGACAAGUAACUAUCCCCUCCCACUCUUCCAAACAUGUGACUCCAAGUUCAAAAAAUGUCUUUUUAACCCCUUAAGGACCGAGGACGGUUCAGGACCGUCAUCGGCAUUUUUGCGUUGCCGACCGAUGACGGUCCUGAACCGUCCUAACGGUCAGAGCUACUUACCUGAUCGCCGUCGUUCCCCCGGCGGCGAUCAGCGUGGCUCCGGUUGUGGGGAGACUGCCUGCAGCCCAGACAGUCUCCCCACGGCAGAUUAGGACCCCUGUGGCCAUGUGAUCGCUUAACACAGCGAUCACAUGGUCACAAUAGGUGUCCAUGUGUCUGCCUGCAGGGGGACUGUCUGUGCUGACAGGCAGUCUCCCUGCUAGUGUAAAAUCAAAAAAUAAAUUAAAGUUAGUGUUAAUAAAAAAAAUAAAAAUAAUUAUAUAUGUGUAUAUAUGAUAUAUAGACAUAUAUUAUACCUAUAUAAUAUAUGUCUAUAUAUCAUAUAUAUAUAAUGUCAUACUAAGUGUAUUUUUAUAUUAACAUGUACUUAUAUUAAUAUAAAAAUACACUUAUAAUUAAAUUACACACGUAUAUAUAUAAUAUAUAUAAUAACUAUAUAUAUUGUAUAUAUAUAUUAUUAUAAAAUAUAAAUAAGUAAUUUAAAUUAAAUACAUUUUUUUUUAAAUAAUAAUAAAAAAUUAAAAAAAAUUAUAUAGCUAUAUGAAAUUUUAUUCUAACUGUAUUUUAAAAUUAAUAUAUAUAUAUUUAUAUCAAAAUACACUUAGAAUGAAUUUGUAUAUAUAUCUAUGUAUAUAAAAAUAAAUAAAAAUAAUAAGAAAUAUACAUACGUCCAUAUACAAAAUUACAUAAAUAAUUAUAUAAAUAUACACGUAGACUUCAAAUAUAUAAAUAUGCAUAUAUAUUUAAAUUCUACGUGCGUAUUUAUGUAAUAUUUUUACAUAAUUCAGUAAUUUUAUUGAUUGCAAUUUGAGGGACCUGCCUGCCAACCCAGGCCAAAAUUCCAGAGAAUUUAAUUUGCUAACACUGUAUUUUACCCUGUAACGUUCUACGACACCCUAAAACCUGUACAUGGGGGGUACUGUUUUACUCGGGAGACUUCGCUGAACACAAAUAUUAGUGAUUCAAAACAGUAAAACAUAUCACAGCGAUGAUAUUGUCAGUGAAAGUUACUUUUUUUGCAUUUUUCACACACAAACAGCACUUUUACUGAUGAUAUAAUUGUUGUGAUACGUUUUCCAGUUUUUAAACACUAAUAUUUGUGUUCAGCGAUGUCUCCCGAGUAAAACAGUACCCCCCAUGUACAGGUUUUAUAGCAUUUUUGAAAGUUACAAGGUCAAAUAUAUGGGUCAAAUAUUUUUACAUUGAAAAUGGCCAGGUUGGUUACGUUGCCUUUGAGAGCGUAUGGUAGCCCAGGAAUGAGAAUUACCCCAUGAUGGCAUACCAUUUGCAAAAGAAGACAACCCAAGGUAUUGCAAAUGGGGUAUGUCCAGUCUUUUUUAGUAACCACUUGGUCACAAACACUGGCCAAAAUUAGCGUUCAAUUUAGUUUUUUUACUUUUUUCACACACAAACAAAUAUGAAUGCUUACUUUGGCCAGUGUUUUCGACUAAGUGGCUACUAAAAAAGACUGGACAUACCCCAUAUUGAAUACCCUGGGUUGUCUACUUUUAAAAAAAUAUGUACAUGUGGGGUGUUAUUCAGAGAUUUAUGACAGAUAAUAGUGUUACAAUGUCACUAUUGAUAAAUUUUAAAAAUGUAUGUUUUGAAACCGCAAUAUCCUACUUGUACCUAUAGCCCUAUAACAUGCAAAAAAAAAAGCAAAAAAGCACGUAAACACUAGGUAUUUUUAAACUCAGGACAAAAUUUGGAAUCUAUUUAGCAGUUUUUUUCAUUCGCUUUUGUAGAUGAGUAAAAGAUUUUUCAAGUAAAAGUAAAAAAACAUGUAUUUUUUUUCAUUUUUCAUGAUAUUUUUUUAUUUUUUUUAAAUUAAAAUACAUGAGAUUAUAUAAAUAAUGGUAUGUAAAGAAAGCCCCUUUUGUCCUGAAAAAAACAAUAUAUAAUUUGUAUGGGAACAGUAAAUGAGAAAGCGGAAAAUUACAGCCAAACACAAACACCACAAAAGUGUAAAAAUAUGCCUGGUCGCAAAUGUACAACAUCGCAAAAACAGUCCAGUCCUUAAGGGGUUAAUUCUUCAAUAAUUGUCUAUUUUUCUAUGUUUUUGCAACCCCCCUUUUCUCCAAUAAGCGAAUUUUUAAUUUAGCAAAUGUGUAGUUAGUUGUAUAUUCCUAAAGCAGUUUCAUAAUGCAAUGCCCUGAACUUUAAAGUGUGAAUCCUAAACCUAAAUUAAACCUUUUCUGUUCAAACUUAAAAUCAGUGCUCUAUAUAUUCAUACUAUAAAUAACAAUUUGCCUAUUCCUUUUGGCCUUUAUAAGCGUAUAGAUUUGCUUUAUUUUUUUGUUUUUGUGAAGUAUUCCAUAAUCGGAAGCAAUUUAUGUUCUGUGCCAAACCUCUGUAAAUGUCACUUUCUACUAUACAUGUGUUAAUUUAGUAUUGAAUCUAUUUCCUAACUGCACAAAAGUAAUGUUUAAAGCAGUCGUAUAAAAGUAUUGCCUGCCCAUUUAUUUACUCAGGUUUGAUGUGGUCCUGUUCAAUAUAAAUCCCUGAUGAAUGUGCUUUAUACAGAAUUUCUAUAUUGUCUGUCACUCUGUCUGUAGAAUGUGCACCAUGGUAGGUUAAGUCCACAGCAGCUGCAACCUUAUGUGUUUUUAACUGGAAGAAAGGCAAAUACUUCCUCCCUGGCAAUUGAAUGGUUACAUUGGGUCGCCUGUUAGUAACUGCAGCAACAUAUGCUGUCUUUCUACAGCUAUUGCAUGAAACCUGUCAAUCAAACAAGACAAGUGGCUGGCAGGGGUUUGUGAGAGUUGAAAUACAAAAAUUUAAAUCUGCCUUAUUUCUUCUUCAUUAAUAAUGUUAACAUUUAGAAGUUUAAACCCACCUCCUCCUCCCCUCGAUACUAUGUUUAUAUAGUGGGGACCUCAAUAAGAAUUUCAAUAGGAUUAUUAUAUUUUUCCUGAUGCAAAUGAGCAAUUUCUAUUAAUAUAUAAAUUUUCAUUAAAGGAACACUAUAUAGUCACCUAAACAACUUUAGCUUAAUGAAGCAGUUUGUGUUGAUUGAGUAUAGAUCAUGCCUCUUAGGUUUUACUGCUCAAUUCACUGCCAUUUAGGAGUUAAAUAACUUUUUCUUUUUAUGCAGCCCUUGCCACACCGCCCCUGGCUAUGAUUGACACAGCCUGCAUGGGAAAAAAAAAAACUGGUUUCACUUUCAAUCAGAUGUAAUUUACUUUAAACAAUUGUAUCUCUUGCUCUGUAAAUUGAACUUUAAUCACAUACAGGAGGUUCUUGCAGGGGAUAAGAAUCUAAAUCAAACAGAACUUGCAAUAAAGGAAGGAUAAACUUUAGAUGGCUCUUUAUAGGAAGUGUUUAGGAAAGCUGUGCAAGUCACAUGCAGGGAGGUGUGACUAGGGUUCCUAAACAAAGUGAUUUAACUCACAAAUGGCAGAUAAUUGAACAGUGAGGCUGCAGGGGCAUGUUCUAUAUACCAAAACUGCUUCAUUAAGCUAAAUUUCUUUUGAUGACUGUAGUGUCCCUUUAACUUAAACCCUUUUGUAAUUUUAUUGAUUAAAAACAAAAAUUCCUCGUAAUACAACUGUUGAAGCUGGCAACAUUAUUCAUUGGUUAACCUUAUGAUUGGUAGUCAUAUUCAGUCCUUUGUUUCAGCUUUGUGUUCCAGACUCUUGCAAGUGUGAACCACUUUCAUUCUGUGUGCAUAGUUGCAUCCCCCCACCCCCCUUCAGAGCCUUUUUUUUUUUUUUUCUGCGUGCAUAGUUGCAUCCCCCCCUUUCAGAGCCUUCUUUCUGCUUGUAUUUUUUUUCCUUCACGAGGCUUGGUGUGUUCUAGUUUUUAUGAAUGAAACUCCAGUUCAGAAAGACAUCUGUGGUACGACAAGCGAGGGAGUAGAGCACGCACAAAUGCUGCAACUUAACACAAGUGACUUUCUCCAGCUUAGAUUUAGCAAGACAGAAAACAAACAAAUGCUUAUUUUCAGCUCCUCCUCCUGAAUUGCAGUCUUACCAGCUCAGCUUGGAUUCUCUCUGAUUAGAAGGGAACUGGAUAAGAAGAUUGCUGUGGAACAGCUGAAGAUGCUUUUAUUUUAUAUUUUUGGUGGGUGGGGGGUUGUGUGACCACAGAAAUGGUACAGCUCAUCCUUUUUUCCUCCCCCACACACUUCCUAAACAGCUAGUGUCAUGUAGCCAGUACAGUUGCUUUCCAUGUGCAGGCACAUUAUAAUUCAGGCUUGUUUAGCAAAUGUUUUCAAAGUGCAUUCAGAAAGAGUGGUGAGCUAUAAACUGGUACCAAAUGCCACCCGUUUCUCUCCUGUCCAAAUUGACGUGCGAGAUGUAAAUACAUUUCUUUCUAUGAACAUCUUGCAUAACCACUUACUCUGAAGGAACUCCAGCGAUCGGAGCCGUAUCGCACAACUUGCUUUUAAAAGGGUUAGACUGACUCGUAUCAUUGUCCGAAAUUACCUAGUAUUAUUGCUGCUUAUACACACAGCAGUUGGAAACUGCAUUUCGUUUUUAAGAGAUUGUAGAGGAUUCAUAAGAAAAGCACAGUCUUUCUACAUUUAUUGGAUGGUCACACAAUUCUAGUCCUAGGGACCUCUGGCCUGUUACAUUGUGAUCCAUUUACACACGUUAUUGGUUUGUUUUGAUUUAUUGCGAUCUGUGUUCCAGGAUUUCAUUGUGUUUUGUUUUUUGUUUUUUUUUCUUUCUUAAUUUUGAACUUCAUUUGAAAAAAGUUGCUUAGUUCAUUUGUGUAUGUAUAUUAAACACUAAUUUUGUAUUUGCGGUUAUUCAUGCUAAAUAUUGGAAAUUGUCACUUUGUAUUGUGCCACUUGCCUGGUAAACUUAGCAGUAAAACAUUUGAAGUCCAUUGUUUUCAAACUUUCCGCUGGCAAUAAAUUAUUGUCUACCACCAGUAGUGUUUUUUUUUUUUUUGUGCCAGAAAGCUAGCGUAAAAAUUUAACUUGCGCUUACUGACAACAGAGCAGAUGCAGCAUUACAGGAAGUGCUCGUCUUGUCUGGUGUCUGACACAUUUUUAUUAUGUUUUUCUUACUGGUGAUGCUUGUGUGUGUAGAUGUAUAAUCACAGUGUCCACUUUGCAUUUGUACAGCACCAACUUAUUCAGCACAGCUUUACCAUAUUAUAAUGAGGGAAAUUUUCAAGAAUAAAUGAGACCGUUGCAAAGUGUUGCAGGAACAAUGGGUUGAGGACCCUGUUCAAAUCAAACAAGCUUCCUAUAUCAUUAUUAUUAUUGCCAUUUAUAUAGCGCCAACAGAUAUCUGUAGCGCUUUACAAUAUCAUGAGGGGGAUUUAACUAUAAAUAGGACAAUUACAAAAAACUUACGUGAACAAUAGGUUGAAGAGGACCCUGCUCAAUCGAGCUUACAUUCCUUAGUAUGUUCUUACUAGCAGCUGAACCCUUUUAAAGAGAGGAAAUAUAUUUUUGACUCCAUGCAUAGCUUUUCCAACUAAGUUGACCUCAGUUUAUUUUUUUUAUUUUUUUGUCAACCCUCCUUGUUAUCCUGGUCUUUGUGCCUGCUUUGCAUAGUCGGCCUUGGUGAUCUUUUUAUCUUGGGUUAGUUUUGCAAUUGACUGACUUGGAAGUAGAUAUGGCUUUAAUAGCAAUUCAGUUGUAUAUAGUUAAAGAUGGCUCUUUAUUGGGGAAAAAUAAAUAAUUGGCGUUAUUAACACUGGAAUUCUGUUUUGCAGCUGCCUCUAUCCUUUUUUGUAUUGCAUUUUGCUUUGUUUGGUCAUGUAACCUGUGCAAGGCUAAAACCUUCUGACUCUGCCUUUUCUUUGAUCUGCAUAUAGAAUAACCUUGUUCAAGGGUUGAACUGUGCACUCCGCCACAUUUCUCUCUAAAUGUGUGCACACCGCCCUGGUUGUUAGAUCGUUUGUUUUAUGUAUUUUUGUUCAAUUAUUUACAAUAUAACUAAGUUUAUUCAAUCAAAUCAAAAUGGCAAACUGGGACCAUAGUUAGGCUGGAAUCUGCUUUUUUGCUCCAAAAUGUGCAAUUUAGAUAUUGACUAGAAUUUGGCAUUUAGUGAAUAAAUUCCAUUUAUAUGCCUUCUUGUCAUACAUGCAGUUUUUUCCCUCAUGUGCAUGCUUUUAAAUUUAUGCACAAGACACAAGUGACCAGAUCCAUGUUCAGAGACCAUUUAAAUGUGUUGGUCAUUUAACACAAAGUGACACAAUCUUAAUGUUAAAAACUGCCCAUCUGGUAUGCCAAUGAUAUUCAGCAAAAAAAGGCAUAAUUUUUUUUAAUUUUAUACAUUCGUUUUUUGUUUUUUUUUUUACAUGAAUACUUGUAAUGCUUUUGAAGGAAAAUCUAUCAAAUUGUCUUCCACAUUAUAUAGAAUGUUUAUUCAGCAUGAACUAUUGAUUAGGUAUGUAGCAGGAGGCUGUAUGUUCAUGUGAUAGUUAUAUUUUUAGUAAAUGAAAUUCCAUUAAUCCAAGUUAAUGGAACUUUUUUUAUUUAGAGAGAACAUGCACUUUUUCACAAUAAAAAAAAAACCAACUUAGAAAAUAAAGUUCAAAAAAAGACAUUGACCCCAUUGUUGUACACACAAUGUACACUUUUUUAAUUUGCAUAUCUGCAAACAGGAGUGAUCAACCUAUUAAACGAUAGUUCACCUUGCAAUAAAUUCAUCAUGAUAUAUGUAUUUCUGAUGGUGUAUAACAAAAGCAGUUCUUGUCUGACUGUUAAGUCUUCAUAUUUAGAAUGUUUCUGAUUAGUUUAACAACCAGGUUGUAAAAUGGUUUAAAAUUAUGCUUUAAAUAAUCUGGCUAGUGUUUUUAAGUCUAAUUUCAAUGUAAAUGGUGCCCUGUAUAGCAUGGCUCAACAUAUAAAUUCCGUGCACCCUCCAGGCUAGAGUGGCUUGUAACUUUUUAAGUCUUUCUGGUAACCUUGGACUUAAAAUCUGAAUGCAUGCUAAACUUUAUUAGGAUCCAAUUUAUGGGAUAGUUACUAUACAGCAGUGCUUAAAAAUUUGAAGUGCUGUAUUUAUUCAGGGUUUUUAAAAACCUAAUCCACGUGCUUGAGUUGAGCCCCUAUUUUGUUUUUGUGUGUGUAUAUAUAUGUGUGUAUAUAUAUAUGUGUGUGUGUAUAUAUAUGUGUGUAUAUAUAUAUAUGUGUGUGUGUGUGUGUGUGUGUGUAUAUAUAUAUAUAUAUAUAUAUAUAUAUAUAUAUAUAUAUAUUUAUUCCUACCUAGCACACUCACAAACUGUCCCCUUAGAUCAAUUGUGAAACUUUGCCUGCAGAUUGUGGAUUCAGUGAACUUUCUGAACUAAUCCUACUCGGUUAAUGUUUUAUAAAUCUAUAAUCUUGAUAUUAAUUUUUGUCAAGAUCUCUUGACGUAUCUUAUUAUUUUUCUGUUUUCGUGCUACCUCAUUGUGUCUAGACCACAAUAAAAUAUAUUUUUCUUUGUGAAUCGUGUAUAGAAACUGUUUGGUGACUUUUGUCUUGUUGUUCCAAUGUAUAAAUAUUUAUAAGUUGGGACAGUUUUUAUAAAACUGACAAACUCUGGCUGUGACUAAAGGACUCCACAAUAACUCUGCAAUUUUAGUUUUGCAUUUAAUGAACCAAUAAAAUGUAAACAAUAUGGUUCUAAUAAAUGAAGCAUUGCUGAAUACAAAAUCUUGAAAUUAAACUUUUUGAUUUAAAACAUUUUAAGGAUCACAUUUAUUUGAAACCAUGGAUGCAUUGUUAGCAUAUAAACCCAGAAUAGAACAGAAGUUUUGUGUACAGAUUGCUUUUCUGAGAAAUAUAAAAAUUAAAAUUAUGUAACGAUUACGCAAUUUAUUUUUUUUACUUAUUCAUUCAGCUUUUAUGAAAAAAAAUGUCAAAAUAUUUGGGAAAUUACAAGAUUUAGACCAUAUACAGUGUUUUUAUCUAGCAAUAUUUCACUCAGGGACCACAUGGUGGGAUAAAUAUAUCUGGUUAUUAUGUUAAUGUGGCAACUCUACUCCUUCUAGUAGCUCUAUACCGGACAACCGCUAGAUGCUUUUUAACCAAAUGUAGAAAUUGCAGUUUCUCAAAAAUGGCAAUAUGCUACUUUGUUGGAGAAAAGGGACAGCAACUGUGCACAAAACAUUUGGUGCUUAAUUUCUUUUUAAGGGUCAUUUAAGGUUGGAGUUGACCCAUCUCUUUUAAAAUCAUUAAAUGGUUAAUGCAUGAAAAAUACUUAUUUGACAUUCUUGUUUUUUCUUAUAAACCCCCCAAAGUCUUCAGCUUCUACAGUUGGCUGUGCUCAGACCAGGAAGCAACCAGGCAAAAAAAACUCUGCUCUAUUAAAUGUGUAUUUUUUUUUUUGUUUGUUUUUUUAAAUGCAAUACUGGUCUUAUCCCACAAAUCACUUCUAGCAUUUCUUCAUUGUUGCAAAAGAUUUAAUUGAACCUCAGCUUUGGCUGCCACGCUGCACACUAUGAAUCCUCCAUGUUCCAUUUUGCGUAUUAUCUUGCCUUUCUUAGACUUCCAAUACUUCCUGCCCUUUAUUUAAAUCAUGCACACAAACAUCAUUUAUUGAUCUUUCCAUACACUUUUCUAUGCAUCCCCCAUAUCCCUUCAAUCAUUCCCAUCCCCCUUCCACUUGGCACUGUGCUGUUCUUUUUUCCUGCUGCAAUCUUGCAUCCCUUAAAGCUAGCAAAAUCCCGCCCUUAACAUCACCUUUUUUCCCAUCUCAAUUGUUUCGCUCCCACUCAUUUCAUACCAACCACUUUUUCCCACCAUACUGCAACACUAUCCAAGUCCAGUUCCUUUAAAGGAACACUAUAGUCUCCUAAAUUACUUUAGCUAAAUAAAGUAGUUUUAGUGUAUAGAUCAUUCCCCUGCAAUUUCACUGCUCAAUUCACUGUCAUUUAGGAGUUAAAUCAUUUUGUUUCUGUUUAUGCAGCCCUAGCCACACCUCCCCUGGCUAUGAUUGACAGAGCCUGCAUGAAAAAAAAAUGGUUUCACUUUCAAACAGAUGUAAUUUAUCUUAAAUAAUUGUAUCUCAAUCUCUAAAUUGAACUUUAAUCACAUACAGGAGGCUCUUGCAGGGUCUAGCAAGCUAUUAACAUAGGGGAUAAGAAAAUCUUAAUUAAACAGAGCUUGCAAUAAAGAAAGCCUAAAUAGGGCUCUCUUUACAGGAAGUGUUUAUGGAAGGCUGUGCAAGUCACAUGCAGGGAGGUGUGACUAGGGUUCAUAAACAAAGGGAUUGAACUCCUAAAUGGCAGAGGAUUGAGCAGUGAGGCUGCAGGGGCAUGUUCUAUACACUAAAACUGCUUCAUUAAGCUAAAGUUGUUCAGGUGACUAUAGUGUCCCUUUAAUUUUUAAUUGUCCAUAUUGGCAAGGCUAGAUUUCAUUUUACCCUCUCACCUAGCUACUUUUCACUUGAAUCUAUAGAUCUUUUAGUCUUUUUAAAAAUAAAUUUUUAAAAAUCACACUGCCCAACCCCCUGUGACCAAAUACCACACACAUUUUCUUUUCUUUUCUUUCCUUCCCCCGUUCCUCCGUAUGUAUGAAUGUCUCCUCCAGGCUUGACUAUUCCAUCUUCCCUCACUCAUGCAAAAGGGCAAUCAUUAAGCAUUGUCUUUAAAUCAGCUGUUGAUGUAGCCCUCUUAUCUUCUGGUCCACCAUUACUUCAAUUAAUAUAGUUUAGGUUUCUGAAUUUAGGAAUGUACUGUGAGAAAUUAAAAAUGAGAAAUUAAAGAUUAAGAUGUCUCAUUAUUGGGGUACAUACACUUUUUUAAAUUACAUUUUUAAAAUUUUCUGCUUUCCAUGCAAUAAUGUAGGAAGCGGUUUUAUAGUGCCCUUGUGUUCACUGAGAAUCCCAGUGAGGAAAUCUGCAUUCCCAUUACUUAAAAAUAAAAAAAAUCUAUAAAAAUUUACUUAUCCCUUCUAUUUUGGAAAAUGUAUGUGAUGUGUGAAAAAUAAAAUGUAGCGGUCAAAAUUUUUAACAAAAAAUUUACAAUUCUUUCAAUGCCAGUAUAGGUCUUUUCUGCAGCUCAAUCAUCUCCUGGAGUCGUGAAGCAUGAUUUAAUGUUUUUUCAUUUUAUUCAGAUGUUUCUCAUAUAAAAGCAUUAAGGAUAUGUUGCAUGUAUGACAAUUGUCAUCGUCUGGAAAUCUGAUGCUUCUCAGACAAGCUCUGAAUUCAUUGCUUCUUAUCUAGAACCAUAAGACAUACAUUGCCUGGUGUCUGCAUGCUUUGCCCACAUAUACUGAAUGUCAGCUUCAGUAGUUGAGUAGCAAAAUAUUCAGUGUUCUCUCAAGCUGCACUGUUCAUUUGCAAGGCUGCAGAUGCAGCAUCCAUACCCCAAAACCACUUCAUUAGGACAAAGUGAUUUUUGUUUUUUAGACUCUUGGGCAAUCUAGUUCUUUGCCCAGUGGUAUACUUUCCAAAUUUUAAAUUGUUACUCUUCAUUCAAUUAAAUCAUGUCUUAUUAUUGUAGCCACAGCAUUUGUUUUCACAACCCGGUCUUUAUUUAACUUAUUUAUUACUGGUAUUUAUAAAGCACCAGCAAAUUCUGCAGCGCUGCACAGUUAGUGGAGAACGUACAAUAUACACAAAUACAAAAGGUAGAGAGAGGCCUGCCAGUAAGCUGACAUUUAAGCUCUUUUAUACAAAGUGCUUAGCUACAUGGCCCGUGAGCUUACAAUCUAAAGGGUACUGUGGGAAUUUGAGACAAGAGGUAGCAUGGGCUUAAACAUGGGAGAUACCUAUAUUGCCACAUAUAGUCCUAGGUAAUUAUUGCCAUGCUAGGGCAGAGUUGAUAUAAGAACAUCCCUACUGCUCUGUUCAAAGGUAGCAUAUGCAUGUUGCCAAUGCAUCACACAACCCUACAGUAGCCAAACGUAAGUAGAUCAGGUUGGUUUUUUUCCUCCUCCUUACAGUUGUCCUAAACUGGAGUAUUGUGUCCUCAUGGUUUGUCCCUGUAGGUUGUGGAUAAUCUUGUUUUGAUUUAUUUGUAUGUGUGAUUACAUUCAUGCUAAAUCUUCAAUUCAGCUUUGGAAAGACAAAAACAUGGUUAAUGUGAGCUCAUAUUCUGGUUGGUUGUCUUUAUUUUUUUGUAAAAUUUUCUUUUCUUUCUUCAUUGUACUGCUCUGCAUUAAUCCAUUUCCUGCUUCGUUGUUAAGCUACCAACUCUAAAAUACUUCCUUUUCACUCAUGACAUGGUUGCUGCCCACAGAAUCAAUACUAUUUACUAUUUUCUGCAGUGUUCAGCUUUUUUUUUUUAUCCCCCUUUUAAUCUGAUGUGGGGCAUCUUCCUAUCUGACUUGUAUUCCACAAGCCUGUACUAUCUUGUGCCACAUGCAAAAUUCAAAGCUGGUAUUACUCCUAAGUUAUAGCGUCUACACGUUACAAAAAAGUUUUACACAAAUAGCUUUGUUUUAAACUGGGGGUGAUUUAAGCCAAGCAUUAGUGCUUUUGGUUCUGCUGCUCCUCAAUUGGAUUACUCUUGAAAGCUAAAAUUAACCACAUUUGUAGUUAAUUGUAAGCAAGCAAAUUAAUACCAAUUACAUGCAAUUUAACUUUGUGCUGUAUAAUUACAAACACACUUUUUAUUAGUUCAUUGUCUUCACUUCAUUAUGCAUUCUGGCUGUAAAAGGUGUUGGUGUGUUUUCGGUGAAUAUAAGCAAGGGUUAUGUUUCACAUUUACAAAACUCCAAAAUAUCUACUUUUGGAAAUGGCAGAUUAUAGUGAGGUGCGUACAGCAGAUAGUGUUUUAGUGCAUUAUUGCUGGGUGAGGCAAAUUGUUUGGAUUUUUUUUUUUUUUUGGAUACUAGUUUACGGAACACAAAAUGGAAUUGUGCAGCAAGGCUCCUGUUUGGUAUGUGAGAUCCUAUGGCAACAUUUGCACUGGAUUACUGUUAAGCACUGCACUUCUCCCUGAUCCUGCCAUACAAUGCACAAAGAAUGUGUUUGGACGAGCCCAUCCAUAGAUCUUAAAGCGUUUUAUGUCGUGUUUCUAAAUGGAGAUGUUGUCUUUUGUACAAGCAGAACCAGAAAAAUGUAACACUUUUUUUUGUUUUUUAAUAUUUUUGAAGGGAAUUGUGUAGCAAAUUGGGGCUUUACUAAGCAGUUGUAUUUCUACAAAUGUAGCAAAAGGGUUUAUAGGACUACAAAUAAACAUGUGGGUGGUUUUACUGUUGUAAAAGGAAAAACAAAUUACAAAAAUACUCUUUUGCGAGAGGCUCAGGUCACACAUAUCCAGAUGGUCUUUGUUUUUUAAGGAAGAGAGGGAAUCCUAUCUAUUGCUCUAGGCGUAGUAGCCCUCUGUUUUCCUCUCCUCCCACACCCCCUCCAGCACUGCUAUUCUGCAGGGCAGCUGGGCCAUUGCAAAUGGCAGCAAUGCCCCUCCCAGCUCAGUAUUCCUCAGGCAAUAGGAAUGAGGAAUGUGAAAUUUGAAGUAGGCAUUCCAUUGCCUUCCCGCCCCCCAUCAAUCAAUGAAGGGGAUUCUCACUUGCAUGGAGACAGAACUGAGCUAUUCAGAAACCUGACCCCUUUACAUUUUCAGCAGCUCAGAAUCUCCCUCUACAAAUUGCAUUAAAGGUCUGUGAGUGUAUAAAUAGGAAAUGGAUUUACUUCAGGGCUUUGAUUGGCAUUAUUUACCAAUUGUAACUGGUGUACUAUAUAUAUUUACAAGGAUUUUAAUGGGUCACGGUUGCCUACCCCUGAUCUAGAUAGUGGUGCAAAUAUGAUGGCACUUGUAAAGUUUAUUCUAUUUUAUAAGCGGUUAUAGUGAAGACCUUUUGGAUCUUAGACUGCUGCUUGACUGUAAAACCUUUUUAUUUUGCUCACAAUGAUAUGGUGUUUUAACGUUUCUGUGGGAUGUAACGUAUCAUUGUAAAUGUUUGUCAAUUUGCAAUAAAACAAAAAUUCAAAUUAUAUGCUUAAUUAAAUUUCAUAUUUUUUUUAUUUUUUUUUAACAGGUCUUGGACAGUCUUUUAGCGCAGUAUGGAACAGUCGAAAACUGUGAACAAGGUACACAAUCUGUUAAGAUCAUUGUUUAUUUUAAAAUCUAUAAAUUCGAAUGUGUUAAUACCAUUCUUUUUUUUUUUUCCUCUCCGUAGUGAAUACUGACACAGAGACUGCUGUAGUGAAUGUAACAUAUGCCAAUAAGGAGCACGCAAGACAGUAAGUAUAUUAUGGUGUGCAGAAUGCUUGAUGAUACCAUUGUGAAACCUGUUUGUGUAUUGUAACACUUUAGAAACCAGAGUAUGACCUUUGUCUUGUAUACAACCGCCCUCAUGUGUUCAUUAAUUAUUGUGAGCUGCAGAGCCAGAUAAAUUGGCAGUGUGAUGCAGGAUGACUAUGGCUGUGUGUCAUGUAGAACAGUGAAUUUAAAAUCUACCAGUAUCCAUUUUCUCGCUGUACACAGUGCUGGAUCUGUAUGGAUGCUGUAGCCAUUCCACUCUGCUUCAACACAUGGCUGAGAGUAUUUGUAAUUUUAUUCCCCACCCAUUUUACCACUACAUAGCAAGGAUGCAGUGCUUGUGUGUAAAGCAGGAACGCACUUGGCUUGGAAAUUCCUGCCACCUAGUGGCUGUCAUGAGUAUUGACAGCACUCGCAUGGAGGUAAUAUGGAAUGGUUUGGUGUCAGUGAGCUUAAUGAGCCGCCUUGUCCUGCUUUAAAUCCAAAUUUUGCAAAUGUAUUUUAUUUUUGUUUAAUCUCAAAAUGUCUCUUGCAUCUUUGAGGAACAGCUGGAGACAGAAUUGUUGCUUGAUGGAGAACUAUUGCUAAUCAUUUCAGAAGAUAAGUUUACACCUGAAAGCCCUUCUAGCUGCUCUGCAUGACUUGCUGGGCAUCAUGCAGUCCAUAUGAGAGGUUACUUGUACAACAAAUGGUGUAACUUUGUUUAACUCUGGUAAACAGUGAGCAGCCAGAGUAGGGGUAUAUUAUUUACUAAUACUAAGUAAUUUUUACUUGGUAUUAGUAAAUGUGGCUGAAAGACAAAUUUAGGUCUUUCAGCCUUUUAGUAGAUAGCUCCCUGAUACCGUGGGAAUUAGGGAGUUAUCUACUAAGCGGCUGCAAGGUGCAGCCACAGCAUGAAUAGGAUCAGUUUCAUUCAUUCGCAUGAAAUUGCGAUCCGAAUAAAGUGCCGAAUUGCGUUCUAAAAGAAACGAACAUACUGUUCUCAUUCAGUUAGAACGCAAUUCGGCAGUUUCGUGUAAAGUGACAGGAAGCAUCGCGGGAACACAGAGGGAAGGUAAGGAUCAUGGGAAAAUUGCUCUGACCAGCGGAAAUGAAGCACACUUUGCUCCUCUGCUGGUCAGAGCUGGUCAAGCGGAGGAAUCCUCCAUAAGGCAAAGAGUCCCUACUUUGUCUUAUGAUUUUAAAGAAAACUAAAGACAGGAAGAAAAGAACAGAUCCUGAGAGAGGGGGAGAAGAGGAAGAGUUUGAGGAAAGGUAAGUUUGGCAUGACAGUGCCGCUUUAAGUAUUGUGCUAUCUCAUUAGAAGUGCUUACACUCUUGCAUCUGGACAUUAUGCCGUCUGGGUGCAAGGCUGAUGAAUUGCAGGAUUGACCAAUAAUUUGACAGGGGUGGGUUGCAAGGCUGACGGAUUGCACCAAAGGGGAGACAGACCACAACAAACUGCAGCGUUAGAAUAAGCAUGUUCUAAUCGUGAGACUUGAAUCCAGGGUUUCAUAAGCUCUGCAAAGGCUGCUUGGAGAAAUAGCCUUGGAGGUCACAAAUGGAGAUAAAUAUAUUUUAUUCUGAGUUGUUGCCACUGCAUCUAAAUUAAAGCACUGUCAAAUGCACGCCAAAGAUCGGAGAUCUGGCUCUUUGACAGCUGGCACCAAGACCGCUAUGGAACCAGGUGGCAUGCUUGGCAACCACCAGUAAGAGUUCCAGCUGCAGCUAACUGCACCAAAGCAGAACAUUUUCAAGUUAGACACCUCUAAAGGCUGCAGUACAUGUGACAGUGGUGUUGGUUUUCUGCCUAAGUUAUGGAAGUAGACGUGUGUGAUCUAAAAGUACAGUAGUUUAGCAGUCGAGAUGUCCAAUCCAUAGCUGAAGUGCUUUCAAGUUAUAAUCUUUAAUACUGCUAUAAUUUUGAAUAUCCUUGCUUGAAUCUGUUUUGUUCAGUGAAGGAAAAUGUUAACAGGGCUUAAAAUUUAGGUCCUGUUCCUCUAGCUCUUCUAUAAUUUGUAAUCCACUGCAAGCAUGGAGAUUCUAUUCACCAGGGCUGAUUUUUCACUCAAAUAGUGUGAAGUGCGAAUUUUUGAGCCCUGUGUCAGUAUAAAUUCUUGUCCACUGUGUAAAUGACCUAUUUGGCUAGGGAGAGACCUGUACUGUAGUGGUUAUGGUGCUUGGGGUGUUCCUUUUGUUUUUAUCUUCUGGUAAAAUAUAUAGCCAAAAUGUUAUACUGAAGUUGAGGGGUAUUAUCCCUCUGGCCAAGUGUACAUGUUAUGGAAUAGGCUUUAUAUCCAAGUUUGAAUGCUUUUCUAAUCCAACUACUGAAUGCAUAAUAUCUUAAUUUCUUUAAAUUAGGGGACUCGAAAAACUGAACGGUUACCAGCUUGAAAAUUACUCACUGAAGGUAACUUAUAUUCCUGAUGAAAUGGCCACACAACAAGCACCCUCUCAGCAACUACCGCAACAGCCGCAGCAGCAACACCCACAAGGGAGGCGAGGGUUUGGGCAAAGGGGGCCACCCAGACAGGGGUCCCCUAGUGCUGCUGCAAGACCUAAACCUCAGUCAGAGGUUCCACUGCGAAUGCUGGUCCCCACUCAAUUUGUAGGAGCUAUUAUUGGAAAGGAAGGAGCAACAAUCAGGAACAUCACUAAACAAACUCAAUCAAAGUAAGUAUCUUUCAUUUGCUACACUGCUUAAUAACCCAGCACAUAAAAUGUCUCCCGGAUAUAUUAAGAUGGCUAUUGGUAAAAUAUACCGAAUAGAACUACCUAUAUUAAAUGGGAGUAACAAAAUAGGAAUUCCUUUUGAGUGCCUAGUUGGUAUGACACAUUUUACUUGGUAGUCAAUCGAGCCAGAAUAGCUGGUAUCUUGUACUUGUAUAUGGGGAAGGCCGGGAGAUACACAAGAAGUCUAGGCUUUAAUAUAAUUGUAAUAUAGAAAUUUUGGAGCAAAGGAAGCGUAGCGGUUUAAUUCCUUAUAGAUCAAAACCUGGUCUUGAACUCCUUAAAACCGGAGGGUGUACUAUUACGCCCUAUUCUAAGCGGCUCUAAACACCGGAGGGCGUAAUAGUACGCACUCCGUUUUUUUAUUUUUUUUGUGUGUUUUUUUUAACUUACCCGGUUGACUGAUUCUGCCUCCUCUGGCCCCACCCCCGGCCAUGUGGGAGGACCUCACAAUCACAUGGUCGGGAUAGCUGGCUGCUGCAUUGCCAGCAGGGGGGACUGCCUGUAAUGACAUUCCCUCUGCUGGCUGCAAAUCAAAUUAAAAUCAGUGUAAAAGAUAAAUAAAAAGUUAUAUAUUUAGAUCAUAUAUACAGACACACACACUGUCUAGGUGUACUUUACUAUUAAUAUUUAUUAAUAUCAAAUUACACGUAGACUGAUACUGAUUAAAUAUAUAUAAUUAUUUUUAUAUAUAAUAUAAAAAAAAAUGUAAAUACGUUAAAAAAUAAAAUGUGUAAAAUUAUUAAAACUAAAUAAUUAAAAAAUCUAUAGAUGUUAUUUCGUUCUAACUAUUGUGAUAUUAAUAUAUAUUUAUAUCAAAAUACACGUAUAACAAAAUAUAUCUAUAUACAUAAAUAUAUACGUGUAUAUAUACCUAUAUAUCCAAAAAAAUUUUUUAAAUUAUAUAUACAUAUAUAUAUAUACAUACACGUGUGUGUGUGUGUGUGUGUGUAUGUAUGUAUGUAUGUAUGUAUAUAUAUAUAUUUUUUAUUAUUUUUAUGUAAUAUUUUUACAUAAUUAGGUAUCUUAAUUAAUUACAAUUAGCGGGACCUGCCUGACAACCCAUGCCGAAAGUAUAGGGAAUUUAAUUUGCUAGCACUAUAUUUAACCCUAUAACUUUCCAAGACACCAUAAAACCUGUACAUGGGGGGUACUGUUUUAUUUGGGAGACUUUGCUGAACACAAAUAUUAGUGUUUCAAAACAGUAAAAUGUAUCAUAAUGAUGAUAUUGCCAGUAAGUGAAAUUUUUAGCAUUUUUCACACACAAACAGAACUUACACGGACGAUAUUAUUGCUGUGAUACUUUUUACUGUUUUGAAAUACACAAAUUUGUGUUCAGCGAAGUCUGCCGAGUACAACAGUACCCCUCAUGUACAGGUUUUAUGGUGUUUUCAAAAGUUGUUUCAUUUAUUUCACAUUAACAUUUGCCAGAUUGGUUACGUUGCCUUUGAGACCCUAUGGUAGCCCAAGAAUGAAAAUUACCCCAUAUGAUGGUGUUUGUAACCAAAUGGCUACUAAAAAUAACAGCUUUAAAUAGCUUUAAAAAAAAAUAAUAAAAAUUUUCCAAGGCAUUUCAUUUUUUGUGCAUCUCUUUUAAAAUGUGACUGUAGCAGGCUGCGAUACACUAGUUCUAUAUUUAGAAGCACAGUGUAAUAAACUAGGAGCAUAGUGAUGGAAUCUUUAAUUGAAGGAACUUCAUAGAGAAGGUUUUUGUCGUCUUGCUGCCAUUUACAACUUAUUUAUUAGCAGUUAAUCUAUUGUUUAAAACUUGCAUUUGAUAAGUGCAACAAUUCUAAGUGCAAGUUACACUUGAGUAGUUAUUUAUUUUUCUUCAGUUCGGUAACCCUGCAUUCUAUAGACCUUCAUAACUACACAAAAAUGCUACCCUAUUUCACUAAAUGAAGUACUUCAAUAGUCUCUCUACUGGUCAGUUCCUCCUCUUUCCUAAUUACAUUAUCUGUUUCUUUGCCAGUGUCUGACACUCCCGCUUUCAGUGUGUGGUCUCUCUCUACCUAGGGGCGUGAGCCUCUCCGUGUGUCUUUCAGUUUACCAGAACAUGAAAAUUUAAAGGACAUAGUAUAUAGAACUGGAUAGACGAGUCAAACUGUGGUCUUUGUCUAUAGUUCCUUGCAAGAUAUAAUUCGGUAAUAGGAUGGCUGGUAUUUAUGGGAUUUGUCUGUGACUGUAGAGUCUUGACUCACCGGUUCGAGGAAAAUGAUUGGGUCGGUAUACAUUUUUUUGAUAGGAGUUUAGUAAUUUAUGAUUGUUCCUUCUGCUAGAAUCGAUAUACAUCGUAAAGAAAAUGCUGGAGCCGCAGAGAAGCCUAUUACAAUUCAUUCGACUCCCGAAGGCUGUUCAACCGCUUGUAAAAUAAUUAUGGAGAUCAUGCAGAAGGAGGCUCAGGACACCAAAUUGUAAGUAAAGACCAUGUGAGGUGUAAAUUAUCAUAACUAUUUUGCGGUCCCCUCUAUAGUUCAGUAUUGGUUACUGCCUGGGGACUGAAGGUCUGCCAUUUGCUAAAAUCCGCUUAAUUUGUUGGCAGACUAUAAUAUUGCAUUUCUCUCCAAAUCUACACUGGACCAAUGGAAUUUGGUUUCAGCACAGGAGUUUGUGCAGUAAUGUGCAUUGUAAGAGAAUCUAUAGGGGGAAAUGCUUAAGGAACUUAAAUGCAGUGCUUCUAAAUUGGAUUGUUUGUGUGAAACAAACUCUACUUUCAGUCCUCUUCAUUACAGAAAUUCCUUUUUUGCCUUGACUGAUUUUCAUCCCUUUAUAUUUAAGUCAAUUCGGCAUCAUAAAUUACCUACCCCUUCUGUGAUGCCACUCCACCGCUAAGCAGUAAUUGGUGUAGAAUUUUAAAAAUAUCCAAACUAUCUUCAUGUUCCACCAUAGACUGUCUAAGCUUAAAAAAUGUUUGCCGAUGUGUUUACCACUACUAGCUGUAUAUCAAUCUGUAAAAUGUUUCCAUCAAAUAUAGGAAGCUUAUUAGUUUAAUAUAUUUUGCAUUUUUGAGUUAAACUUUCUCAAGAUCAUGUUCAAGUUAUUUGGCAGCUGAAUGGACUAAAGCCAUUAAAGGAACACUAUAGUGCCAGGAAAACAUAUUCGUUUUCCUGGCACUAUAGUGCCCUGAGGGUGCCCCCACCCUCAGGGUCCCCCUCCCGCCCGGCUCUGGAAGGGGGAAAGGGGUAAUAACUUACCUUUUUCCAGCGCUGGGCGGAGAGCUCUCUCCUCCUCUCCGCCCCCGACCGCCGCCGUUGAAUGCGCCGCUAAGAGCUGCGCGCGAUUCAGCUUCGUCGCAUAGGAAAGCAUUUACAAUGCUUUCUAUGGACGCUUGCGUGCUCUCACUGUGAAAAUCACAGUGAGAAGCACGCAAGCGCCUCUAGUGGCUGUCAAUGAGACAGCCACUAGAGGAUUAGGGGGAAGGCUUAACCCAUUCAUAAUUAUAGCAGUUUCUCUGAAACUGCUAUAAUUAUGAAAAAAUGGGUUAACCCUAGAAGGACCUGGCACCCAGACCAGUUCAUUAAGCUGAAGUGGUCUGGGUGCCUAGAGUGGUCCUUUAAGCAAAUCAUUGCACAUCAUGGCUGCACAAUGGCAGCCUAGUUACAUUGCAGGAUUAGGGUAUGCCAAGAUUUAGGAAAACCAAAGGUACUGCUCUCAGUCUACUUGCAGCACCACCGCUACCACAACAACCAUACACUUUAGGACAGGCCUGCACAACCUGUGUCCCACCUUCCCCGAUGUAUUGAACUAUAACUCCCAUGAUUCCCUGGCUCUCUGUUUCAUUUAAUGAAUCAUGGGUGUUGCAGUUUAAAACAUUUGGGGUUGCUGCAGGUUGUGUAGGCCUGCAUUAGGGUGUCUGCUACACAGAUCUUACAGUGACACCAAGCACCAAAGUGUACACCAUAAUACCUGUAAAUAGGCAUCAAAGUCUUUAGCUGCACUACUCAGUGGUGCAUCCUGGUUUUGUGCUUCCCUAGGCAGGACAAAACUGACGCGCGCACGCACUGACGCGCGCACGCACACAAACACUCACUUAGCACAAGGCUAACGACAUUUGCCUGGGCAUUUGGGGCGGCUUUUUUUUUUGCCGCCCAAGGCAAAUGCCUUGUUUGCCUCGUGGCUAAAACGUCCCUGGCACUACUAAAGUGUUUUUUGUAAGACUCUUUUCUUUGCAUUUGCUUAAGAUUCUAUAAAUAGUGGCAGCAUAUUGAUAGCUUGAUAAGAUGUGCAUUUGAUUGUGCUGUUGGCUCUGUCAAGGACUCUGCAGCUCAGUGUAGCACUUGUUUGCUUCCUUGUACUAAAUCUUGUAUUUAUUUUUUAGUACUGAAGAAAUUCCUCUAAAAAUAUUGGCACAUAACAAUUUUGUGGGUCGCCUCAUUGGCAAAGAAGGAAGAAAUCUGAAGAAGAUUGAGCAGGACACAGACACAAAAAUAACAAUCUCUCCGUAAGUUUGCAUUUUUAUUGUUCUUUCUCCACUGCAUUGCAUUGUGUUCCACCAUCGUUAUGCAUUUAUAAUUUGUUUCUGCUUUUUGACCUCAGUUUGCAGGACCUAACACUGUACAAUCCCGAACGUACCAUUACGGUAAAAGGCAGUAUUGAGGCAUGUGCCAAAGCAGAAGAAGAAGUAAUGAAAAAAAUUAGAGAAUCCUACGAAAAUGACAUUGCUGCUAUGAAUGUAAGUGAUUGUUCUGCAUGUUCUGAAUGGGUGGGAAGUAGAAAUGUAUUCCUAUAGCAUUGUACAGCCUUUAGCAUAAGGCUGCAGAGGAAAUGAUCAAAUCCAAAUGGAAUGAUUGCUUCAGAAUCUUUAGGACUCUGCAGAAAGUUCAGCCUUGCUGGAAAGAACUGGAUUUAACCCUUUGUGUUCAUUUCUUUUAAUGUAUUACAGCAUAUGUGCUAAAAUUACAAAGAUUUUAUACCGUUUGCAAUAAUUGUUACAAGAAAGCUAUAGGUGGUGUACAAAUGUAGUAGAAACAUACUUAUUUAAAAAAAAAAAGUGUGUGUGUGUGUGUGUCCUAAAUGUUAACCCCAAUAUGAAACCUUAUUUCCUUUGCCUUUCUAUAUUCAAAAGUGUGUUGGUAGAAAUCCCUAAGCGGAUCCAUAUCAUGCAUCUUGUGAUUUUUAAGAUGCUCUCAAAAAUGAGUCGGUCCAGCUGGACCAUUCCUAGUGUAUGAGUUUAGAAACUAGACUUGUGGGCAGAAUCUCUAGCAAUAUUUAAACUCUGAUCUUCCCUCGAAGAAUCAAUUGUGGUGAGUGAGCUGUGAAUGGGAUGUCUUGAAGAAUCCAUUGCUUCAGUAUGUCACAAUGGAAGAAUUCUUUCAGUUUCAAGAUUUGACCAGUAUUCAUAUAUGCAAAUGGUGCAUACGCUUCCUAUUUUACCACUUUCUAUCUAUGACUUUUUGGAGAUAAUCUGUACGUUUCAUAGUAGCAAAGCCUAGGCAGUUUUGUGGCCUGAUACCAUAGUCCGUAAAACUGUUUUAAUAUUGUGUUGAUGCAUGUUUAAACAUUUACAGCAUAUUAUGUUGCACUCUACAGCUGAUGUAAUUUAAACUGUUCUAGGUUUCAAGAUAAUCUACCAUGAUUUAAUUAUUUUAUAUUCCUUAACUGCAAAAUUAUGAAUCUACUUAAUGGUUUCUAAAGUGCCAAAUCUGAUCUUAAUUCAUCACCAUGUUCCCAUUUAUUUAUUUAUUUAUUUAUUUUUACAGUUGCAAGCCCAUUUGAUUCCUGGUUUAAACCUAAAUGCGCUGGGUCUGUUCCCACCAUCUUCAUCAGGAAUGCCACCUCCCUCAGUUGGUGUUUCCUCACCAACCACAUCCUCUUCAUAUCCACCAUUUGGGGUAAGUGGUGUUGUCAUGUGUGGUCCGCAUCAUAAAAAGUUAACGUUAUUGCAAAUGGCACGACCACCGGACAAAUCUAAACUGGGGGAUGUUGUGUUUAGUCUUGUACAUUGUUAAACAGAGAUCUGCACGCCACAUAAAUGUAUUGCAGGAUUUCUCCGCUCCCCUACGGGGUACAGGUUGAUUGCUUAUCGUCUCUACUAGGAACUGGGUUGUUCCAGAUAGGCCAUAGAAGGCUCUGCAAAUAGACUAACUACAGCUAACUUGACACAUUAACAUGUAUGUACUAAUUCCACUAAGAGCUGGUUGAUUGUACCUGUUAUAUUUUUUUUUGUAUGUUUUACCUAGAAAAUCAAUAAAAAUUCAUACAACGAAAACAAUUCAGUGUAGGUUGCCUCUAUAGGGUCCUAUCUAUCAAUUCCACAUACAAAAGUCACUAAUUUUUACAACACUAGAACAAUCAUAGGUCUCCAUUCUGAUUGUAGACUUAUUGACCACAACAUUAACUUUCAUUUCAGCAACAGCCUGAAUCGGAGACUGUUCAUCUUUUCAUCCCGGCAUUAGCUGUAGGAGCUAUAAUUGGCAAGCAAGGACAACACAUCAAGCAACUUUCCCGCUUUGCAGGAGCCUCAAUUAAGGUAGUUUGUUUAUUCUAGAAGUACUUCGACUGCAAGGACGAAGAUCUGUAAAAUCUAACAAGCUGAUUAAACAUUGGCUAAAAUACUGUAUGGAGUCUUUCCAUUUUCGUGAUUUGGUUAUUGGUGACUUCUGCUCGGCUAAUGUGCAUCUAUUUUCCAAUUCUAGUAUUUUAUUGGUAUUCCUCACUUGUGUGUGUGUGUGCAUGCUACCUACCUGACCUACUACAGACAGGUGAACUUCUUGGGCUGCAGUAGAGGAAUUUUAAUACUUAAUUAUGUACUAAAGUAUAUACAGGCCUGAUACAUUUCCUUUUGAAUUCCAAGUGAUGAAGCUUUUGUGCUUUUUCCUAAUAUGACCUUUUAACCCUCUCUUUAACUCCUUAAGGACACAUGACAUGUGUGACAUGUCAUGAUUCCCUUUUAUUUCAGAAGUUUGGUCCUUAAGGGGUUAGAUGAUCACUAUAGGGUCAGGAACACAAACAUGUAUUGCAUUGCCAUUUUGGCCAAUCAGGACCUCCUCAUAGAGAUGCAUUGAUUCAAUGCAUCUCUAUGAGGAAAAUUCAGCGUCUCCAUGCAGAGCGUGGGGACAUUGACCGGCAGGGCAUGCAUUCUGUUCAGCAGUAUGUCCCUUUAGUCUACAAUUACUUUAGAAGCACUGCACUAUAAAAUCUUGGCUCGUGUCUAGUCAAGGAAAACUCUUCAUAUUUUCCAUGUGUAUAGACUGACCCUGCAGUCAUGAGUGUGUUCGUAUUAGUCUGAUGGUCAUAAAUGCCAGCCAGGUAUAUUGUGUUGGUCAGGUUACCGUAUGAGAAUUUUCUUUUGACGUGACUUCAAUUUUUAUAAACCUAUGCAGACGUACAUACAUUUUGGUCACAUGAUUUGGUUUAUACAAAAAGACUUUAUGUACUUGCUAAACAAAUGAAAAUCCAAAGUCACCUGUGAUAUAUUUUCAGAUUGCUCCUGCCGAAGGACCUGAUGCCAAACUACGAAUGGUCAUCAUCACUGGACCACCGGAAGCCCAGUUUAAGGUAUUGUCCUAGUGAACAAUUUUCUUUAAUUGUGUAACCCUUGGGAUCUAGCAAGAUUCCAUUCUGAUACCCCUUUAGAGCAGAGUUUAGUUUUCCAUUUCGUUAGUUAAAAGGGAAACUUUAGUCACCAGAACUACAGCUUAUUGAAUUUGUUCUGGUGAGUAGAAUCAUUACCUUCAGGCUUUUUGCUGCAAACACUGUCUUUUCAGAGAAAAUGCAGUGUUUACAUUACAGCCUAGUGAUAACUUCACUGGCCACUCCUCAGAUAACUGUUAGAGAUCCUUCUUGGGUCAUGGCUGCCUAAAAUGCAUCCAAACAUUCAGUGUCUCCUCCCGCUGCAUGCAGACACUGAACUUUCCUCAUAGAGAUUUAUUGAUUCAAUUAAUCUCUAUGAGGAGAUGCUGAUUGGCCAGGGCUGUGUUUGAAUCAUGCUGGCUCUGCCCCUGAUCUGCCUCUUUGUCAGUCUCAGUCAAUCCUAUGGGGAAGCAUUGUGAUUGGAUCAGGCCUCCACUUCUGAUGUCAGCAGACUGCUUGUUUGGUUUUUUUUUUGUUAUGGCAAACCUCAUGCAGAGUUACAGCUUCUGGCUUGAAUACAGUAAGAUUUUGCUAUGUUUAUGGAGUUAUGAGGGGCUCAGGGGGGCUAGAUGGUGGUGUUAACACUAUAGGGUCAGGAAUACAUGUUUGUGUUCCUGACCCUAUAGUGAUCCUUUAAUAGUUUGAUAUUUCUUUAAUUUAGUGAAGUUGUGUUUGCAUCUUGUUUUGGUCCCAGUUUAGGUAUCUCAGCCAGGAUAUUUACACAUUAUCAUGUGUUCCUUGGAGGUUUAAUUGUAGUAACUACCAGUAUAGUGAGAUCUUUAAGAACAUGGUUAUCUUCAUCUGAUGUUGGGGGUAAAUUGGGCAUUGUGAUAUGCAGAUGUUUAUCCAGAACUGUUUUCCUUGAAGGAAGUUGUCUAAAGUGUGAUUUGAGAAGAUCAUACUACACAAGCUAGCCAUCUUUUUCUUACUUUUUCAACCAUAACAAACAUUCCUCUUUCCCUGCAGGAUAACGGCACAUUACGAUUUUGUUUUGUAAUGAGAAAUGUUACCUUCCAUUUCUAUAUAGAAAUGUAGUCGCAUCUAAGACUGCAAUUAAAAGCCACAAGAUGGCACCCUAAUGUCCGGAUAUACAAUACGUAGGCUUCAUGACUUUUAAGAAAGAUUCCCUUUUGUUUUUUGUUUUUUUUAAGGAAUCUGAUGCAUUUAGUGUUGUAAUGUAUGGACUAAGGUUUACAAGUAGAUUUAAACAAAAAAAGUUACAACGAUCUAUCCGCUCUGACCAAUAGCUGGUUGGUUGUUUCUGUUCCCCUUUCCACCUUUUUGCUUUUGUACAUAAUUUCAGUAGGCAAGAAUUCUUGGUGUGGAAGCCUGGCUCACUUCCUAUUACGAGCCUUACUCUUUUGCUUGCACGAAGUGGAUAUAUUUGUGACAUCUCUGAAUGGUAACUAGCUUCCAGUCUAGACAGUCACAUGACAAGAAAAUCUCUGGGGCAGAUUAAAAAUACUUUGACAUCACAAGUUUGGACAAAUACCAAAUGAAACGAGAAGUGUUCCAGCAAUAUGUAAUAGAAGCCCUCUUUUAACAUGCAGCUUUAUGGGAAAUGUAUGUUUAGAGCUCUGUAAGAAUGAUGAAGAGCGACUGGCAUUGGGGUUGGCUGUUCUAGAUGCACAGCACUUGGGAGGGUGGAGGGGAAACGUAAGAACAGUAUAUAUACAAAAGGUUAAAAUUGAAGAAUAAUGCUCCAAUCACCUUCUGUGUUACUCAAUCCACACAGAGUGCAACAUAUAAAGUGAAUAAACAGGUGAGGGCAUAGAAGAUAGUGUAUAAUAGCACACACCUGCAAGUUACUAUAUUUCAGGGUACAACCUUAAAAGACAAAGAAUAACAAAUCAUAGUAUAACCUGUAUAAGUAACUGAAAAAAUAGAAGAGAAAUUAUCCCACUCAUGUGGUGCUGUGCCGUUUAAAGUGGGCUCAGACUAUAAGCGCCUUUUGGGUAUAUAGAGAUGGUUGCUGAGUUCAGAUGCUGGAAAUUGGUAGUUGGAUGUUCCGCUGAAUGUUGCCACUUUCCCUUGGUUCUCAUUUUGAUCUUUUGUAUACAGAGAGGGGCUUUCCGCUAAUAUCUAUUAACCACAGUGCAUCUUUGCUAUGCAGGAGUUUUGUUUUUUUAACUCUGCCAAAAAUUUAAACUUUUCUUUUUCACUCACUUUGUACUGUUUAGCUCUGUUAACCCAACAUACCCACAGACUCCUAACAAGUCUGAAUUAUACUUAUGCAUGCUGUGCUAUAGAUAUUGUGCAGGGUUACAAAUAGAAGGGAAUAACCCUUCACUAUAAUGCAAAAGGGACAAUCGAACAGGGUUAUCCACUAAAGUAAGAAUUCAAAGUGAAUUUCAAAUCGAAGAUCGAAACAGACAAACUGAAAAAAUUCCAGCUCAGCUGCUUUUGCCUUAAUUUCACUUUAGUGAAAUACCCUGUAAAUGUGUAAGGAAUACUCGAUUAAUGUUAUGUUAUGUUACCCUCCAUGUUGUGUUUUUAUAGCUUAAAGGGACGCUAUAGUCACCUGAACAACUUUAGCUUAAUGAAGCAGUUUUGGAGUAUAGAACAUGCUCCUGCAGCCUCACUGCUCAAUCCUCUGCCAUUUAGGAGUUAAAUCCCUAGUCACACCUCCAUGCAUGUGACUUGCACAGCCUUCCAUAAACACUUCCUGUAAAGAGAGCCCUAUUUAGGCUUUCUUUAUUGCAUGUUCUGUUUAAGAUUUUCUUAUCCCUUGCUAUCUUAAUAGCUUGCUAGACCCUGCAAGAGCCUCCUGUAUGUGAUUAAAGUUCAAUUUAGAGAUUGAGAUACAAUUAUUUAAGGUAAAUUACAUCUGUUUGAAAGUGAAACCAGUUUUUUUUUUUCAUGCAGGCUCUGUCAAUCAUAGCCAGGGGAGGUGUGGCUAGGGCUGCAUAAACAGAAACAAAGUGAUUUAACUCCUAAAUGACAGUGAAUUGAGCAGUGAAAUUGCAGGGGAAUGCUCUAUACACUAAAACUGCUUUAUUUAGCUAAAGUAAUUUAGGUGACUAUAGUGUUCCUUUAAGGGUAUUUUAACAAAUCCCAACUGGCCCACCAGCUAUCCUGUUGACUGUUUUGGGAAACCCCUUGUCCCAUAACCCGUUCAAGGAGCAUAUGUGGUUAAUGGAGAAAUAAAGACAAUUACCUUUUAUUUUUGUUUGCGGGGGUUCUUCAAAUUUCACUUUGCCUUUUACAGUUUUUGUAGCAUGGCUGCGUCUUGCUUGGAGGAAGCGGUCAAUGUCAUUGCUGCUUAGUCUUAGUCGGAGGGCAGGUAAUGAAGGAAGAAUUGGUGUGGGAUGGGGUGGUUUACAGGCUUAUUUUGCCACUCGUAUGUUCUCAUUUAACAAGGUAGCACUAUGCAAGCUUGCAUCAACAUACCAAGGGUGCCACUCUUUGCCAAAUCAUUGUACUCUUCACACUUAUUACCCGACUAAAAAAAUAAGUACUAGGGGAGCAUUGCAGUUAAGAGCUUCUUAAAUGCAAGUAAUCUGCAAAAUUUUAAACCUCAAAUAUGUGAUGUAGUAUAGUGUCAUAAUUUGAAAGGAACACUUGUACACAUCUUAUUUGUUUAUAUUCUAUGAAUAGUUCUUGAUGGAGGGUUCUUUUGGCAUGCCAGCAUAUUUUAUUUUUAUAUAUUUUUUUUUAAUGUAUUUUUAUGUAAAUAAAUAGUAACUGCUUUGUCCAAAAUAUUUUUUUUUUUUUUUUUAUCCUGGCAUUCUAAUUCAUUAAGCCCAUUAUUGUGAGCUAUUUUUCAAGCAACCAGUAUCUUUAUAAUGGAUGGAGCAGUAAAAUAUACAUUUUGACAAUCUUCAUUUUUCAAGAUUUUAGAACGGAGUGUAAACAAGUUGGUAUAGGUUGAAAAGAUAAGAUAAUAGUUGUGCUCUGUUGCAGUUUGACAAGUUUCAUUACAGUACAAUUAUUCAUAUCCGGCAUUUCACUAAAAGAUAAGUCCUAACUUUAAAAAGUACACGGCUACCCUUUGUACCAAGAGUGUGCUACGAAUGUGAGUAGACUUAAGUUUUAAUGGUAGUUAGGGAUGGAGUGGAGAAACAAAAAUGUUUUCCAAUCCAAACGCCUACAUUUCCUGACCGAGGUCUCAUUUAUUCUCAAAGCUUUAAAUGUGACAGUUCUAGAGUAAAAUAUUUCUCACCAAUUGGCAACAUAAAUUUUUCUUUCUAUAGAAUUAUUCUAGUGUUAGCAUGUUAUUCCUCAGUAAUUGUGUGUAAUAUAGUAUAAUAGGAGGGCUACUUGGUCCUAGUUGAUUUGGGGUUUUGUAAAUUUUUGUAUUUACUUGAUCUCACAUUAUUAGUGGCACUCUAGGCACUGUUAUCGUGCUUUGCAUAGGCGUACUCAAAAUUGGUACCAUGUGAUUAGGUAAUUUCUCUUUCCCCAUUGUUUUAGAUCAAUGAAAGUAUUGCUAGUAAUGCAUGGUUUUGGUAAAAGUAAGGUGUGUAAAAACAUAGCUACAUUAUUUUUUUUAUUUUUUAUUUAUUUAUUUUGUGUGUGUGUGUAAAUCCCUUAGGCCCAAGGAAGAAUCUAUGGGAAACUUAAAGAGGAAAACUUCUUUGGACCCAAGGAAGAAGUGAAGCUGGAGGCCCAUAUUAAAGUUCCCUCUUAUGCUGCUGGACGUGUUAUAGGCAAAGGAGGCAAAACUGUAAGUGUUUGGGUUUUUUUCGUUUUUUUUCCUAAAAUUAAUGAUCUACUCAUGACUUGUAUAAGAACAGUAUUAAUGGAAUUAGAUCGCUACGUCUACAUUGCAAAAUAGGGCAAUAUGCAUUGCUCUGGCAUAAUAAAUGCCACAUUAGACAUAACCAGUCCGGAGCAUAGCGAGUGAGGUAUGACCAAAGAUAGUUCAUCUAUACGAUAUUCAUAGUGUUGGGGUUGCCUGCUAUGGAGUCAGUCCUAGGGCAUUGAGUAGGCCACAUUAAACGUUUAUGGGAGAGCUGUACUCCUAUACUAGUUCCUGGAGACCAAUAUUAUGAAAUUGUAUCGCUCACUAGCCUUUGGGCAUGUUAAACUCCACUACAGGAAGAACUGUUGGAAAUUCCCAAUGUGUACCGUCUAAAAACUGACCAGUGAAGAUAGGCAUGCCUAAUGAUUGGCUUCCAAAAUACUUACAAUUGUCAGAGUUCCAUACAGCUAAAUAAUUUAAAAAAUUAAUGAUCUCAAAAAAAAAAAUUCCAACUUAAGGCAUUCAGUAUGGAUUAGCAUAAAUAAUGGAAAUAUUAGCCCCUAGUAGGUGGAAGCUCUCCUGUUAAAAGAUAUUUCAAUUUACUCUAAAAAGAAGCAUUAGGAGAAAUGUGUUCGCUUUGUUAUAUAUCAAGUAAUGGGACGUUUCAAAGCAAGCACUUUUAAUAACGCUAAAGGAAAUUUGCUACAAUUGUAGUGCGUAAGAAAACAUGCACACAAAACACCAGAAAUGUGUCGUAUACAGUGAGUUAAUCACCUGACCAAAUAAUAAGAUCCCUGAGGAUCCAUACACAACAAUACUGCCAAUAUCAAAGUAUGGUUUACCCAUCUGGGAUGUAUGUUGUCCGUCAUCAAUGUCCCUCUAUCGUGAGGGAUUGUGUUGAUGACAAAAGCUACUAGAAUCAAUGAGCUAUUUGAUGUAGUCAGUUUGGAGCUAGGUCAAUCCUAAUGGGGUAAAUGAUCACUUAUUCAUUAGUGUCACUGUUAUGUAGUCUUGAUGUAACCUAUAUCCUCUUCUGAUUGCAAGCUUUUGUCACUUUUAACCUCUAGAGUAGCUAGACUUAUGCAGUCUGUUUACCACCGGCAGCAUGUCACUGCGAGGGUAGCAGUAAUUUUGCAUUUAAACAGAUGCCCCUAUUGGGGGUCACAGCACCAUUGUGUUUGCCUCUGUUUAUUGGCCUUUGUGUCUUUAUGAUGAACAGUAAAUGGCAAAAUGUUUCACAUAAAAACUCAAGUUAGUUGGCUACACUUGCUUGUCCCAAAAGUCUAACACAAUACAUAAAGCAUGUAGGCCUCGUCAUGAGGUUUAGUUGUUCAGUAUAAAUAGAGCCUUGAGAGAGAUUCUUUUUGAGCCAAAAUGUUGACUUUUAUGGUUUAAUAAAUCUUCCUUGGGCCUCUCUGUAUGUGCACAGUUCUAGAUAAAAUUUACAGUAAAAUGAUUCCCAUAAACACACACUACAGUUUAAAAAGAAAGCUUUGAUAACAAAUUUUCUCUGAGAGACCGUUCCAUUGGAGAAAAGAUCUCAUAGGCCAUCUGCUUUAAAGGAACACUGUAGGCACCCAGACCAGUUCAGCUCAUGAAAGUGGUCUGGGUGCAGUGUCCCUGUCAGUUUAUCAAUAACUGCAAUAAUUACAUUGCAGGGUUAUACCCCCACCACUAGUGGCUGUCUACCAGAUAGCCACUAGAGGCGUGUCUGGCAAUUAUUGACCGCCGAACAGAUGCUGGACGUCCUCUCUCUCUGCAUGAGGACAUCCAGCGUCGGCUAAAACCCCAAUCUCUGCAGAGAUAUAGAUCCGUUAGAUCAGACUGCUGGGUUAGAAUUUGCCAUGAACCUUGUCAGUCAUGGAUGAAUCAAUCUUUGUGUCAACAGUGAUUAGGCUGGUGAUAUUUCAUCGGGAGAGUUCUUUAAAGGGUUACUUAAAGCACCAUGACCACUUCAAAGAAAUUAUGUAAUCUGGCAGCAUGGCUUCCUUGUCCUCCUGUCAGCCCAUCCAUCCAGCAAGGGAGAGUGAUGUUGGUGGAGUAUGUUUAAGGUUGCAGUAAGGUUCUAGCUUAAAUAUUCCUGGUUUCUGGCCUAUUUCUAGACGGAUUUGAAUUUCACUUACAUGGGUCUUUACAUACAAGUACUUCGUGCUUUCAAUUACCUAUACACGCAUGCAUACAAUCUCCAGUUUUCUCAAAACAUAUCUGCAACACAUAGUUAUGUCACAGAAAACAUAUUUUAUGCAACAUAAGCCACAAGUGUAAUUUUAUUUAAUAAAUUUGGUUUUAGGUAAAUGAGCUUCAGAAUCUAACCAGUGCAGAAGUUGUUGUUCCACGUGAUCAAACGCCAGAUGAAAAUGAUCAAGUGGUGGUUAAAAUUACAGGCCACUUCUAUGCAAGCCAGGUAUGUGAAGCUCAAAUGUGUGUUGUGUUUUGUUUCCUUUUCUGUGUUUUUUGUUUUAUCCAGAUAUUUGUUUUUUGCCUGGAUAAGAAUUUUUAUUUUAUUUUUUUUAAUUUUGUUUUUGUCACAUGUAACCAUAAAAAGAGCAAUGCAUGUCCAAAGUUGUCUUGUCUUGUCCCAAAGGUUUCAUAAUAUUGGAAAAUAUUUUGGAACCUUUUGGACAAGACAACUUUGGAAGCAAAUGCACUUAGAGGAAAUGAAAGGCUUGUUUGGUAAGCAUUGUAUUUAGUGUGGUGGAAGAAGCAAUUGACAAGUUAUACUUACUGAAUAAGUUUCUCAUAAAUCAAAUGUAAGAAAUAAAUAAAUACAAGAGUGUUUACCUCUAACAUUUAUUUAUUCAUUUCAGCUUGCACAGCGAAAAAUCCAGGAAAUUCUCGCUCAGGUAAGAAGACAGCAGCAGCAACAACAGAAAACCGUGCAGAGCGGACAGCCCCAGCCAAGACGAAAAUAGAGGUUCAAGAAAAUGGCCCUUCACAGAGACAGAUGCCAGACCAAAGACAGACUGAGUAAAAGACAAGUUAACCACACUUGUCAGUGCUACGUGGCUAAAGUUUCCACCUAGCUCGUCACCUGUUUGAGGACCAGGCAACCAGUCCGCUGUCUCUGAGAAUGUAUUCUUUAGGCUCUCAAACUUUUGGAAUCCAGCUUUAAAAAAGAAAAAAAAGAAAAAAAAAAGGAAAAGAGAGGAAAAAUAAGGACCCCUUCACUUCCCUUUUGAUCUAUUCUCACAAGUUAACAUAAACCUUGUUAGUCUUUUUUUUAUUUAUUUUUUUUAUUCUUAUUCCCCAACAAUUUUAGAACUUUGUUUAAUGAAGCUUUCUCUUAUGAGUUCUCUGGUUCAAAAAGAAAAGGCAUUGCUCUUAUACGUCCAGAUGUAUUAGAAAAAAAAAAAGAAAAAGAAAAAAAAGAAUUAGUAGAAGGUGGGGAUUAUUGGUGGGUUAGUGUUGAUGAAGGGUAUUGACGAGAUUAAGUGUUAGUCCCAGUGUUGAACAAGUGGCAUUUUUUUUUAAUUUGGUUGCAUUUUUACUUAACACUGCCAUGAAUAACCUAAGGGAAGUGUAGAAAGGUGUUGGCCAGGGCAUAAAAAGAUAAAUAUGCAUUUUACUAAACUACCUCAGGCAUUUAGUACCUCAAUGAGAAAUUGUUCCUUUUUAUUUUAUUUUUUUCUUUGUUUUUGGUAUUUUGUAUACUUUAUAAAGCUAAUAGUUCUUGAGCAUUUUAUUUUUUUAAUAAAAAUAAAAGAUCAGCCAGCAGUUAGAAGCACAGAUAUAUUUCAAAAUUAUUAGCAGAAUGGUGCUACUUGCUGUUGGCUGAUGGGAGUAAAAGAUGGAGUGUUGCCUCAGAUUUCGUGAGGCCUUCCAAACCAUCAUUUUGCUAGAAAGUUCAGUGAAUGUUCAAAUAUAGAUCCUGAAAAAAAAACAAAAAACCGCCACCAUACUGAUAGCAGCAAUGCCGUUUAUUUUUCUUUUACUAUAGGAUAAAAAUAGUUUGACGGUACUUUUUCUGGGAACAGGACACAAGGAAGUGAUGGAAAGAGGCCGGCUGGGUUUGGGAAUAUAUUUUAAUGGUAUAAGACUGGAUAUAUAUUUUUUUUUAUUUUAUUUUUUUUGUGGGGCGGAAGGGGUCUUUUUGUUUUUCCAUUUUAUUUUUAUUUUUAUUUUUUAAUUUAUUUUAUUUUGGGGGUGGGGGUUGUGCUGCUUGGUUGAAUGCAAUGAACCCUUUGUGCCUUUGACCAUCACUACCUAAUACUACAUUUAAACAUUUGCAGCCUGUUUGAACUUUGCCAUUCUGUUCAAAGAGCAAGCUUCAUCAUCAGUUUGGUAAAUAAAAGAAAACACUUGAUCUAUGGGAGCAUAUAUAGAUAUAUAAUUAUAUAUAAAUAUAUAUUUCCUUUUUUUAUUUUUUGUUUGUUUUAAUAUAUAACCUUUUUUUUUUUAUUUUAUUCUUUCCCCUCCUCCCCCACAACCCUACCAUGACCAUCAACUGAUGCUUCCCAUCAGAUCAACACAUUACGUUCAGUUACCGUGACUGGGGGGGAGAGGGAACUGGGGAUGAAUCAAACACAUGUUUGAUCACAUGUAAGCAAACGACAGGUGUAAGUUUACAUAUCCAGCAGCAGUAAAAAAAUAAAAAUAAAAGGGCCACACAAAGCCACUUGGAAGGUUUAAAAGCUGAAUACAACAGUCUAUUCUGGCUUAAAAUAGCUACAGCAGGGUUUAUGCACAUGUUUCGUUUUUAAUUAAAAUUUAUUUUUGCAAAACAACCAUUAACCCUUUUGCUGCCAGAGUUGCAAAAUGAGUUUUUGCUGUACAUCUCUGACAGCUCAAGGGUAAUAAAGUAAAAACACAUUCAAAAGGCAGGGAUAAAAGGAAAGCUACCAAAUUCUUUUUAAUUUCAGAAUGUAAUUUGAAUGAUGAUUGUGGUAAUAUUACACAUUCAAGUUUCUACAAUAAACUUCAGUCUACCUCAGUUUUGAAAAUGUGGCAACACUUGGUGCAUAAAGACUGCUGUGUGUGUGUAUAUGUGUGUGUGUGUGGUCUUAACAGAGCCAUGCGAUUUACCUCUGAACCUUUAUUUUUGUGAUGUUUUUGUGCAUGAGAUGAUCAAUCACCAUGCUGCACUGAUUUGAGGGGCACAACUAGCAAAACCAUAUGUUUCACCAUUUUGUUGAUCUACCUCUUAGAUUCAUAUUGAAAUAGAGGCAUUUCUUCAUAGAAUAGAUAUUUUUUCCCAAAGAUCAUUGUUGUACAGCUUAGAGAUCCUUUUUUUUUUUCCUUUUUUUUUUUUGCCUCCUUUCUUUCCCCACCCACCCUCCUCCCUUCUUACCUUCUUACUUUCUUACUCUAUUUUUCCUCCUAAUUUUGAAAAUAGUCUGAAGUGUUUUUUUUUUUGUUUGUUUUUUUUCCUUUUCUUAUCCUACAUCUAAAUUACUAAUUUGGUUAAAAUAAAUAAUAAUAAAAAAAAUAAACUUGGAACCUAUGUUGUAGUUUUAAGAAAAAUAAGGUUUUUUUUUCUUCUUCUUCUUGACGAGAGUGACUUCAUUUAGUGUUUAGAAUUUUUUUCUUUUCCUACAUUGAUUAAAAAAAUACUGAACUAUGAAAGUCAUUAAAUAGCAUAUUGAACUUUUAGUUGAGUCUCGAAUAUAGGCCCAACUUUCUUUUUCUUAACAUGUUGAAGCAGACAUAACUUGAUUUAUUUUCCAUAAAUUUUACUUUACAGAUAGGUGCUGCAUAUACAUCUGCUGAUUUAAAUACUGUCAUAUCUCUUUAAAUUUCUAGACUGUUAGUGUGGUAAUCAUGUUAUUUUCAAUUGAGACUUGGUAAAUUGGAGUAUUUUGGCAAUAGAUACAGUAGAAAGUAAUACUGUAAAUGAGUUUAAUAUCUGCAAAGCAUGGAUCAUUUUUCAUCUGUAAUGUGCCCCCAACGCAGCUCCACUUGCCAGAUGCCUCUGAAUGGAAUAAAGAGUUUAACUCCUAUG
Messenger RNA from Pelobates cultripes (western spadefoot toad), 84601 nucleotides. The record is from the annotation of a GenBank genome assembly. Lineage: Eukaryota; Metazoa; Chordata; Amphibia; Anura; Pelobatidae.